AUGAGUCUUUGUGAACUGCUUUGUUACAACGAACCAAACUGCGUCAGUGUUAAUUAUGAGAUACAAAGACAAAAACGAUGUGAACUGAACAAUUCAACACACCGAGCGCACGAUGCAGACUUGAAAGAGAAGGAAGGCUACUUAUAUCAUGGAGCAAUUGUAAGUUUUUUGUCUUCUCUUUUCUUCUCUUUUUUUCUUUUGUGGUCUGCUUUCAUCAUCUUCAAGGCGAUCAUGGCAUCAUAGUCAUCAGCAUCACAAGAGACGUCAUCUUCGUCAUUAGGAGUGAACGUCUCUUAAAAAAGUUAACUCAAGCUGUUUCCAAAUUCAUCACUCUUUUUCCAUGUCGCGAUUUGUGGUGAAUGUUGGUAAAUUUUUCGGGUGCUAAAUUCUAAAGGACUGUAUCUAAGUUAAAAAAAAGAAAAAAAGAUAGAAAUCGUUGUCCAGAAACGUGAAAUCAGUCGGGUCAUGAAACGACACCAACGAAAUAUAAAAUUAAGCUUAAUCCACGUGCAAAGUUGUCGUUGUUUAAGCUCCCUAUCAUAUCACCAUCAUCGUCAUCUUCAUCUUGUAGUUUAUAGUUGACGCUCGAUCAUGAAAGCUUGGCGUAACUUCUGUUACAAAUCAGACCUGAUUUUUGUUCUUUAAAGAGUGCUUGUGAUAAUCCCCGUUGCCAUAACAACGGUACCUGUCAGUCCGGAUUCACAGAGAAAAAAUAUCGGUGUUUAUGUCCUUCUGGUUUCACUGGUGAACACUGUGAGAAUGGUAAGUUAUUCUUGAAAGUUUCUUUUAAAGCAACUGAUUAAAUCAAAGGAGUUUAAAUCGUAAUAAAGAUAAUUUGAGCCGUUCAUGUCAUUUCUCACGGCAGUGUAUGAAACGAGCGGUUACUUUAAGGUUUUGUUAUCCUGUAACUUUAAAUUAGCCUUCUUUUAAUUGUCGCACACUUUCCAAUACUAUUUUCCACGAAAUUUUUGUUUUAUGUUUUCGCUAUCUUAUGUGUGUUUCUUGGUUAUUUGAGCUGCGUGUUAGGGCUUGUUGAUGUCAAAAGUCUUAUAAUUUUCUCAUAACUAAUUUAGUUCAUGAGUGAAAAUGAAAAAACAAACAAACAAAAAAAAAACAACGACAAAAAAACAAAUUAAACAUAGGGCCAUUUAUACGAGGAAAAAUAAGUAUGUAAGACGCGUCUUAAAUAAGACGCGAACUUUCCGUAUAAACGGCACAUUUCGUCUAGAAAUAAGACGCGGCGCGGCUUAGCUAAGACGCGUCUUAUUAGAUAAGACAUGCUCGUAUAAAUGGUACAGUUCGCGUCUUAUUUAAGACGCGUCUUAUUUUUCCUCGUAUAAAUGACCCUAAUAAGUCAAUGUCUUAACAGACACAGAAACAGUCUAACUUUUCUUUGGAUUCGACACCAAUGUUUUGGCUUGCUACUUAUAUUGUUACUAUCUUCCAGCAACCUCUUCUCUUGAUUUCACUGUAGAUAUAUUAAAACAGGGGAAAGUCUAAAACACAGAAAUGUUAAAUACGUUUGUUUCUAUUAUCGAUCAAUAUGAUUUCAGACAUCAACGAGUGCAAAAAAGGGACCCACAAUUGCAGUUCUAAUGCGGUUUGUAAUAACAGCAAAGGAUCCUACAACUGCACAUGUAAACCAGGAUAUGAAGGGGACGGAAAUAAUUGCACAGGUAAUUUCUUUCGUAACUUGGUCAUUUUGUAUGCCUUCGAAAGCAUUGCUGUUUUUGUUUUUCCAUGAUAAGAUGAUUUUUAUAGCAAUUUUUUAAACAGCAGACCUUAUUACCUUAAACUUUUAAACGGGAAGUUCAUAAUGCUUGGUAUACCAUGUAUUUUUGACGUUUUGUCUCCUAACAUGGCUGGCAUCAGAAACUUUGCUUUUCUGUUUUUUUCUCAUGUAUUUCUUCUUUCUCCUCGGUGCUAGCCUAACUGUUUAGAAAGAUGAGGAGAGUUCACUCUGCAAACUAAGCUUUUCCCCAUUGUUAAAUAUGAUUUCAGACAUCAAUGAGUGUGAAGAAAUAUCUCACAAUUGCAGUUCUAAUGCGGUUUGUAACAACACCAAAGGAACCUACAACUGCACGUGUAAACCUGGGUACUUGGGAGACGGAUGGAACUGUACAGGUGAUGAAUAUACAAAUAAAUAAAGGAGGUUUUGGUUAAUGGGGGAAGUAUCGUGACAAAUUCGAGUUUUAUUCAUGAAAACUUAAACAAAGUUGGAAGUAAACCUACUUUGGAAAUGACGCAAUAAGAUCUUAACGUUAUACUAACAAUUAUUGGUCAUAAGUAAAAAAAAAAAUGAAAUUUCAGGUCACGAUUAUGGUAUCUUGGGAGACAAAGUGAGACGGUUACUGAAUAAUUAAAAUGGAGGGUUAUCCAAAAGUCGAUUGCGGUUCUGUAACAAACAAAUGCCACGGUGCAGGAACAAUAAAAGGGUCUUACGCUUGCUUUUUCCGAAAAGAAUAUUUUACCUCCCAGGAUAAACAGAUUUUAAUUUUUUCAUGAUUGGGCAUUCAGUAAUUUACAUGUAAUUUAAAACGUAUUUCAGAUAUCGAUGAGUGUGUGGCAGAUACACACAAUUGCAGUUCUGAUGCAUUUUGUAACAACACCCACGGAUUCUUCAAUUGCACAUGCAAACCUGGAUUUACGGGAGAUGGAGAAAACUGUACAGGUAGUAAUUUCAGUGGUACGUCACUCCGCUCUCUUAUGACAGCAGAAACUUUAUUAUAUUUCUUCUAUUCUCUACCCCUCUUACAACUUGCAUGCUAUAACAAUACAACGACAGAGGUGGAUCCAGGGGAGGUGGAUUGGGAGGUUAGCCAUCCCCGCUUUUCUAGCCGACUUACUUGUGUUUGUUAUCUCUUGUUAUGUGUGUUAUCGUGUACAGCAGGGAGAGAACAUGUUUUUAAGGUUGCAAUGUAAUCAUUUCUCUGUUGUGUGGCGUUGUAAGAAUUUGCCGUGUUACAGGUUCCUAUAUUCAUCCUUCCUCAACUGCAACGUUUUGGGGACGCCAUUGGACAAGUUACCGGUAUCACCCACUCCCUCUGAGCUCAUAAAAUCCUGGAUCCGCCCAACUGAACGAAAGCCCAGUGACGGAUGAGAGGAAUCACAUUGCGUACUAAGCUAACUAUUAUAUUGUGGUGUUCAAUGAUGUAUUAUUUCAGACAUCGACGAGUGUGAAGCAGACACUUACGGGUGCGGUUCUGAUGCCAUUUGUAACAACACCCACGGAUCCUUCAAUUGCACAUGUACACCUGGAUAUAAAAGAGAUGGAAAAAACUGCACACUCAGUAAUUUUCUUUUUACUGUCUGGUCUGCUCGCAUGGCAUCAAAAGCUUUGUGUUUGUUUCCUUGUUUGCUUUAUUUUCUUUUAUUUCCUCAACAACUUACUUCCUCUGUAUCUAAACAAAAAAAGGAAGUACAUUAGUACCGUUGUCUAGACAGCUGAUAGGAAUCCACUGUGCCAACUUAGUCUAUUGUCAUUGAUGUUCAAUAUGAUUUCAGACAUCAAUGAGUGUGAAGAAGGAACGUACAAUUGCAGUACUAAUGCGGUUUGUAAUAACACCAAAGGAUAUAAUGAGUAUAAUUACAUUGAUGAUUAUUCAAGAAAAUAAAAUAAAAAUGGACAAAUUUUUGAAAGAUUUUGGGGCUUUAAGAUGUCGGUCGAGGGCGGCUCUGAUCGACAACAAGCUCGUUUUCUUAUAAUGGCUGCCGUCGGUUUUCCUCACGGAAACAUGAAAUUUUGCCAGACAUUUAUUUAAUUCAUCGACAUCCAUGUUUUCUAUUUCAUUUGUGAAGUCUUGCCGCUGUUGAAGCCAUUCUGUGGAAAAAAAAUAUUUCGCAAAAGUUACUAAAAGUUGCCGACACUUUGAAGCCAAAAAAAAUGACAAUAAACAUAGCAGUUUUCAGUAAAUUGUGUUACUUGCAAAAGAAAAAUUUUAUCAACCUACCUUCGAAUAGUUUGACUCGAAAUUUUGUUGCAUCAAUGUAAUUAUACUAAAGACAGUUAGACCUAAUUUGGUAGGUGUUUAGCGACAUUAUUGCGGGCCUGAAUUUCUUACACAGUUUCUUAUACAGUGUCAUAAUUGCAAUACAGUAUAUAAAACGGAGAUAUUAUUGUUGACUUUAUAAGUUGUAAAGAAGCCAUAUCCUGCCAAUUAAAUGUCCAAUUAACACGCAGUGCUUAAAUGUCAUGUCUUCCAGCUUAUAAGAACUGCGCUGAACUGUACAAAGCUGGAAAACGAACAAGUGGAGUUUACAAGAUUGACCCUGACGGUGCUGGUGUCUUUGACGUGUACUGUGACCAAACAACAGCCGGUGGGGGGUGGACAGUGUUCCAGAAGAGACUUGAUGGCUCGGUUAAUUUCACCCGCGGCUGGAACGAUUACAAAAAAGGGUUCGGAAAUCUGAAUGGCGAGUUUUGGCUCGGACUGGACAAAAUUCACCGCCUGACAAAAACUAAAGGCAAACUUCGAGUGGAUCUCGAGGACUUCAACAGAAACACGGCUUAUGCCGAGUACAGCUACUUUGCUAUAACAGACGAGAGAAGCAAAUACAAGCUGAGUCUUGGAACUUACUCCGGUAAUUGUAUUACUUACUUGAUUAAAAAUGAGGUUCGGGGAAAAGUCUUAUAAAGGCCCAAGUUAAUGCUAAUGAUUUUGACGUUAAAGAAAUAAAUACCCACCACAGAGAUACAACUAGCCCCACAUACAGUGAAGUAUGUAAUAAUCACACCGCUAUCCUAAAAUAAGAGUAAAGCAAAUUAAUACAUAAUAUGGAGCAUUAGUAUAAGAGUGAUUUUACUUCGACCAUGAAAACGGUUCAAUGUUUCCCGCUGUUUUUAGAUCUUACUGUCGUAUCAAAAAUCACAGUUAUGUGGAGAUAAAUUUAAGGAAAUAUCGUUUCUUCCAAUUUCAUUUUCCAGGAAGUGCUGGUGACUCGCUAAGUUAUCACAGAGGCUGUCCUUUCUCCACUAACGAUCGAGACAAUGACUUCUCGUAUAGUAAUUGUGCCGCACGCUUUAAGGGGGCCUGGUGGUACCGGUGGUGUUAUACUUCCAACCUGAACGGCCUCUAUUAUCGCGGUAGACACUCUUCAUAUGCUGAUAGUGUGAACUGGUAUCGUUGGAAGGGACGUCACUAUUCCGUCAAACGAGCUGAAAUGAAACUCAAACCAGUCAACUUCUAAACAAGCAAAUAGCGGUUGUCAGUGCUUAUAUCUGCUUGAUUCGCAAUGGUCGUUUAAAUAACUUAGCUGUAACACAUUUUGUUAGACUGCCGCUGAAAUGAUAAAUGAAGCAUAACAAACUUUUGUCACAGAUUUGAUGAAAAAAAAAAACUAUAGUUACAGUUGGCUUUCGCAAUUUACGAUAUGGUUACUUAUUUAUACUAACUGCCCUUCUGUCCUACUAGUCUUUCUUCUUCCGCUUCACUGAGCUUUAUGGUUUAUUUUUUAAUACUUGCUACAUAUAUAACUAGUAAUAGUUGACACUACAGCUGCCCCCGCUCUGUAUAUUGUCGGUCAAUAGCAUUCUUGCUCGUUGUGUAGCUCUUUGAAAUAUACCGAUUCAUAAGGAAGAUUUUCACACAUAUUCCAUACAAUAGGUGAGAUAGUAUACGGGAAACGCAAGGUUCCAUUGCACAGUUUCAGGUCGAUUUACACAGCUUUGAUCAAAACAUUCUCAGUUUCGAGAAUAGUUUAUUCUAAACCAUAAGAAAAGGUUGCAUUAGAAGUUGAAUUUUUCGCUAUUUCUCUUUCACUUUUUACAUUCAGUUCAUUUUAUUUGCCGGAAAGGAAGCCUUGGAAAUUAAAAGGACGUUUGAUCAAUUCACACUCGCGCAUUCUAGUCCGUGAUUUUAAACUUUAUAGCGGAAGGACGUCUGUGAGCAGGAAAUAAGUCAGCACAGAAUUUAAUUGUCGGCGAAGUUCUCUAAUUGUCCAUCGUUCUGCUAGUGAGAAGCUAGCCGUUGUUCACUCGUCUUGCUUGUUUGGCGCUGAGUCUUAUUAGGGUCAAAGAGAGAGAAAGAGUGUCUGGCAAGGUUUCCAAUGAAAGAUUUGUGAACUCGUGUCUGGCAAACUCUCCAAGUGUUUAUAUAUACACAGUUAUAAUAAUAAUAAUAAUAAUAAUAAUAAUAAUAAUAAUAAUAAUAAUAAUAAUAAUAAUAAUAAUAAUAAUAAUAAUAAUAAUAAUAGUCUUUAUUUCCACACAAGAUAAAAAAUACAUAUCUUAUGUUACAAUAUUUGAGUAAAAGUAUAUAUAUUUAAAAUACGCUCACAUAGCUAAAUUGUAAUUAAAAAUGAAGCGAUUAAUGUAAGAGUUCUUGAAUCUAUCUGUAUUAACUUUCGGAUACUGACUUGUUGGAUUCCUUAAAUUGUAAGUCGAUACUUUGUUCUUGGGUAAUAGUCCCCUUAGAGGGUGUCGGUCUAUGCCAGAUACCUUACGAAAUACUUUUCUAUCCUGCAUUUCUAGAAGGUGCUUGAUAGAAAAUGAUUAUACGCACCUUAUAACUUCUUCUGCGCUUAACGAGUGUCGUUAAAAUUUUGGUCCAAAACUUCACUGAAACAACUGCUCCACAGAAUGUCACUGAUAACACGUAACGCAAAAGCGUGUCGAAGUACUGGACUGCACAAUAAAUGUCACAAAAUCUACUUAAGCGGUCCCUCGGGGAUGUUCUGUCUUUACGUCAUCCUAACCAUUUCGUACUUGCGGGCGCAAACAAUAGAAACGUCAUCAUUGCCUACCGAUUCCUCGCGGCCCCUGCUCUAGUCUGCUACACAGCCGUUUUUAGUGUCGUCACGCAACGCUCCUCCGUUAGUGGGGAGGAGCGUUGCGUGACGACACUAAAAACGGCUGUGUAGCAGACUACCCCUGCUCAAGCAAAUCGAGAUUUUCAGCUGCAAGUACUUUCCUUAAUAUACGCUCGAGUUACUAGAGUGCCUCCUCGAGAUUUCGCGUUUUGGGCGAAAUCCCUGUGGGGACAAUUAUAUGCUUUAUGGCUCAGUCAAUUCCAAGGGUGCCUAUUCCCGCCGAGCAUUUGUCAGUUCUUCUUCCUUUGUCAAUAUUUCACUUUAAAGUAUGCCUUUUUUCAAUAGUUAUUGAUAUUUUUAUAAAGAAUAUUUUUACAUGUAACACAUAUGCUUUGAAAAGAUACGUUUAGUUUUUGUUUCAUCACCAUCCUAUGUCCAUACAGUAUUUUUUGCGCCCGGAGUCUAAGGAACUGCUUCCCGCGAUCUAGCCAACGUGAUCAGUUCGCACAUGGAGGAAAAACAAUUAAUUCAUUGUUUAAAGGAAAAGGCACUUUCUUUGUGAGCGAAUGGUUGAGGUAGAGAGGCCUAGAAAAACUAUGCGAGAUAUUUGAAAGCUAACAUAAACUUCGUGUUUUGAACCAGAAUCCACGCGACGACGUUGACGGGACGGGUCCUUCGUGAUGACAAAAUAAUCUUGUUUAUAAGUUUGUCGGUUAUUUGUUUAUUGGUCACUAUCUUAAAUAACUGCGAAAAUAAGAAAGGUGUUAUUAAAGUUCUAGUUUAUAGUUUUGUCAUUGAUGUGAAUGAGAUCGGAUAAAUCUAUUUUGCAAUCAGUAUAACUGGCGGCUAGGAGCGAUUUCCGUAGGGUGUUUCACGCGUUUUGAUCAGAUUAUUACAGAUGUCCAUUAAACUAAUUAAAUACGGCAUUUGCAGCUUAUUUAAUGGAAAAUACAAUUUUAGUGUUGCCUCCGGGUAGGGCAUUUGCCCACUUUUUUAUGCUCCACCGUGGGGUUUUUGGAUGAACCGCCCGGCCCCACCGUGGGUCAUUUGCAGCUUUUCCAAAAAAAAAUAAAAUAAAUAAAUAAUAAUAAUAACAAAUGCCCGGGGGAAGGGGGGUAUGGGCACGCUUGGAAUUUCCUGAACCAUUAUUGACUAAACAGAAGGUCAAGAAGGCUGGAUAUUGGCCGAGUUUCCCUUUCCGUUUUUAUUGACCGAGACGAGGCCAAUAUACAGCCAUUCGAUCGAACAAGCUCCGCUUGAUCAAUAAAGGUUUUCAGUUAUAUGGCCAAAAAGACAAGAUUUUGUUGAGGACCAACGGGAAUAAUCCCGAACCCGCUUAGUUAGCUAAUCAGAACGCAGGAUUCGUUUCAUCUUGCCCGCUGACGGACUCAGCCAUAUAAUAAUUGAAAACUAAGUUCACGAGUUAAUUACAGCCUAGAUUUCUUUUGUUUAUCUUGCGCUCUCAUAUGUGAUAGAGCUGUAGAAACUUUUAGCAAGCACAUUCCGAUCAACAAAAAUAAAGCUUUCAAGACAUUUUUCACUUUACCAAAAAAGAUAACUGAUACAGGCACAUGUAUUGCAGAUCAACUACUCAUUAGAGAGAUUAAGAGUCACGUUUACGCCAAACGGCAAACGUCAGAUUCAUGUUGAGAAUUUCUCAGAAUAGAAAAUAAGCAGAUAAAAAUUGUCCAGAGCAAUUCUUUAUGUAUAAAACUGGCGUGACACUACUUAUUUUUUGAGUUGAAGUAAUAAACAGUUAACAACAAUUAAGGGAAAAACUUGGUCACGUGGUACAAAUUCACGUUUGCCGUUUGGUGUAAACGUGAAUCUUAAUCUCUGUCUUGCGCAUAGUCCCACUGAAUUAAGGCCUGAAGAACGAACAAGGAUUUGUUUCGUAGUCACAGUAAGCUGCUGUCUAUAAAUAAAAAGUUUAUUUAAGCUUAUUAUGUCGACAUUUCUUUGCCAUUUCACCUAUUGAAGGUAUCUUUUCAGCUUUUUGGUAUUAUCACGUGAACUAUUUCAAGAAAUAACUUGUAACUUCUGUUUCCCUUUCACUCGGAAAAGAUACCUGAUGAAAGAACAACAAAAACACAAAGACGAAGAUCAAGAUCAACAGAAAUUGAAAGUUUGUCUAAAGAAUGGGAAUAUUUAUCAGCAGGAUAUCAAAUUACGGCUAAAAAAAGAGGCGAUUAUGUAAUAUAUACUUUCUCCUCGAUGUUAAUGAAAUUUCCGCAUAUGAUAAAUACUAUAAUAGUUCUAUUUUUGGAAAAGCUCUGAAACGUAUUAGCUCACGUCCCUAUGUCAGAGAGGGAGAAGUCGAGAGGUAAAUUAACCAGCGAGCCAGCUCUCUACAUUCAAGGAAGGGGGGGAGUGGGUCAGGUUUAGAAGGCGCGAGCGGGAGAAAAAAAAAAGAAAAGGAUGAUUACGUGCGGUUACACACACCAUGGUAAAAGGUCUUCCCUGUCGUAAAAUUGCCGCGGUAAAUAUUUACUCUGGUAAACUUUACUAAGGUGACUUACGGUUACACGUAAAAAUAUUUUCACGCAAUUAUUUUCCCGGGAAACACUUGAAGGACUUUCAGUGCGAGCAGGAUUUUGGGUUUCAAAAAACUGUUGAUACCCAGGAUAAAAGACAUAAUACAAAUGGUCCUGGCUGAAUUUCUGAAAUUUCAGAAUCAAGUGAAGGCAAGUGACUGAAUCCAAAUUCGAAUUUGCCCUACCAAAAAAAAAAAAAAAAAAAAAAAAAGACAAACGUUUGCUCAAAUUAUCUGGUAUGUAAGCAAACGAUUUCAAAUGUUUCUCUGAAGACAAUUUUGAAAUAGGGGGGCUCUGGCGGCGAGGCGAGAAAAGGAAGGAGAGCUUGCAAAUACGUCUCUGGAAGUUGAAUUUCUCUAUUGAAAAAGUCGAGUGAAAUGGUGAUUAGCGGAGAUGACAUUAAAAAUGAGCCUUGCAAUUGGCGCGUGCUUUCCUGUAUUUUUCAAUGUUUGUUUACAUUCCAGCUCGUUUUCUCUUCGCGCUGAUAGGCGGAAAUCUUCGAGCUCAGUCGACGGGAAGCCACAGGGAGGUGGAAUUCGUGGAGCUUAAAUUGAGGGCGGGGCUCCUUCGAGUUUGGAUAGUAUUUGAUAUUACAUUUGAGGACUUUAUUACAUUUGUAGUCAGUUAUUACAUUUGUGCAAGAGAGAUAAAGGGGACAGAGAAGGUAUCCCCCAUACACACCCUAUUCCAUAGGUAAUUCGUAUCGAGUUAUUUUUAAGACACACAGAUCCAAAGGGGUAUUAGACAACAGCCAAUCACAUAGCGCGAGUGUGUUCCGCGUGGAUGACCCACGCUCAGAGCCACGCGUCCUUCCCGAAUUGAAUCAGGAAAAAUGGCGGAAGACUCGGAGAGAAAUGGAAAUUAAAAAAUAAUCGCCCUUCCUCUCUUCUAUAGAGCUAACAGUACAGCAGGUAAAUCCUUAACACACUGAAUAUUCUCUCAGGAUCAUUUAUAAUUUACAGUUUGGAGAGAGCAAUGCUUUCGAUGUCUUUACGAUUUCAUUGCCUUUCGCCCGACAUGUUUUGCACGGCGUUUAGUCAUGUGAAUCCUCCACGAAACAUCCACUCGGCGUGCGAGGUAACUUUAUCCCGAUUCUAAAAAUAACUCGAGACGAAUUACCUAUGAAAUAGGGUGUGUAUGGGGGAUGCCUUCUCUGUCUCCUUUAUCCUCUCUUGAUUUGUGGCUUCAACAUAUGUUUACCUACUUCCUUGGCGAGAGGCCGUCACAUGUAACGCAUUUAUUUCGUGACGUGAGCUAAAGUGUUUUGGGUAACGCAUCUUUUCAGGGCACUUGAUUUUCCAACUUGUCCGUACAGUUUACGCUUGUCAGUUAGGCCAUCCUUCCCGGACAUACUGCAUAACAACUUUCAAGGUGUCAUAUUUCGUCCAGGUGCUGGUCAGAGGCUGGUAAAUGUUACCAUGACGGCGUUAACAAAGAAAUCUGAUUCAGUUUCUGGUACUCUCAGACUCUCUUUCUCGUCUCUUUCUCUCUUUCUUGUCAUUCGCCGCAACAUAUGCUUCAAAUCGAUCGGCAUAAUCACUAAAUUUCUCGGACCUCUCGUCAAAAGGACUCAAAUUACCAAUGAUUACAGCCAUGUGUACACUCUGUUUACAUUGAGGAUCCCAUCCUCGUCGCCAAUUUUGUAUUCUGAAGGAUUUUAGAAGCGAACAAUUAGGAACAAAUAAACACACGUGCGUAUACCAAGAACAUAUUUGGCAACUGUUUAUGUCACCUUCUUACAUCACGUGACCAAUACUACCCAAAAUACCACAAACGCGAGCGCAGUAAAGCCACUUUCAUGGUUCAAGUCUGCAGUGUUGUACUUCCGGUCCGUACCAGGAUAAUGCUGCAACUCUAAAGUGGUGUAAGGCCUUUUCCAAAGCCACUCCCUGAUUUCCACUGCGUUUACAUCAUCUGAAGGUGGCCUCUCGUCUGUACAGGCUAAGAAGUAUAGGUUGAACAUGUUUGGAAUGCUAUGUAUUGACAGUAACUUCAUACCUAGUGUACACCAAGAGACUAUAAAGGGGACAGAGAGGGCAUCCCCCAUAUACACCCUAUUGCAUAGGUAAUUCGUCUCGAGUUAUUUUUAGAAUCGGGAUAAAGUUACCUCGCGCGAGGCGUGGAUGUUUCGUGAAGGUUUCGUAUGACCAAACGCCGUGCAAAACAUGUCGGGCGAAAGGCCAUUGAAAGCGUAAAAAGAUCGAGAGCAUUCCUGAAUAUUGAAGCGAAAUGAGUCGGCACUCACCUGGGAAAAAGGAAUCGCUGGAGUAGUUGACAACCCGUGAAAUCAGUUUAACUCGAAGUUGUCGUAACCUCAGUGCUUUAAUAAAAUGAGAAAUUUCGCCGGUCUAUUGAAACCGGUACAAAAUUUGUACAAUUUAGGGAGUUUAAGAUCCAACGACGCGGACGACAACUAGAACGUCAAAAAAACAAUAGGUUUAAUUAGCAAACAACAACUUCGCACGUGCAGCACACUUUUUUGUUCAUUUCUUUCCCGUUUUUGCACGAUUACGACGUGAAAAUGCCUAUUUUUGCGUUUUAUGGAGAACGUAAAUAAGCAACGACGAAAUUUUAUUUCUCUUUCUGAGCUUGAAUAUGGUCCCUUGAAAUUCAGCUUUAGGAGGGUUCGCCUACAAUUGACAAAGUAAGUGGGUAGGAAUAAUCGCUAUAAAGACUGAAAAAAUUAAACAUCAAACUAGAAAUUGCUCUCUUCAAACUGUAAAUUACAAAUGAUCCUGAGAGAAAAUUCAGUGUGUUAAGGAUUUCCCUGCUCUAAUGUUAGCUCUAUACAAGAGAGGAAGGGCGAUUCUUUUUUAAUUUCCGUUUCGCUGACACAGCUUUCGCAGAAAUCUCGCUGUAGUCGUUUUCUUCGACAAAAGGAAAAGCAAAAUCGCUCUCCGCGUCUUCCCCCAUUUUGUUCUGCGUCAUUUCGUGUAUCUUCCAGUAAACAUCAGACGAUGGUUGCGGUUUGUAGUACUUUGGUGGUGUAGAUUGCUUGAGAGACGAGCGAAAUUCUACAACCGCUGAUUGCGGCGCGUUCUGAUAACCAACCGAGUGUAACAGCUCCUUUUCACUCUAGUUCUUUAACGACACUCAUUCCCAGUCGAUUGCAAUACCACUCAAUAAGUCCGGCAACAGCCGAUGCAUCCACAUGAAGUCGAGGAAAUGCCAACUUCAUUAAGAUUUUGGAGGUAAGAGAAGUUUUCAAAAGUUGUCAAACCGAUGGAGGCUUCCUUGUUGCACUUCUACUGACCGCUGAGGAACUGGGACCAAACCUACCGGGCCACAGGUUAACCAAGCUUUAUGCGCUCGCGUUUCGUCGUUCCUGACGCCACCGUUCUAAUUUUCGACGGACUAACGGACUGGCCUCAUAAAAGCUCUACCUGAACACUGUACGUUUUUCAGGGUCCUGUGGCUAAACAUUCGAGCCCCGCUUUGCGGACAUUUGAUCCGCUUAAUACGAAUGCUUCGUUUUUACGGGACAGCUUUCUUUGUCCCUGGACAAAGCCGUUCCAUUUUAACACCCAUAAUACGGACACCUGUUAACGCGGACAAUGGUUACUUUUUUCUACUCCAACAGCCAUAAGCUCCUGACUACAAUCAAUAGAUUCUCAGACCGGAGGAAGUUAACCUCGAUAAUAUGACAGUUUGUUAUCAACCGUGUGCUGUAUUAAUCCUUGCCUUUGCUGAAGUUAUCCUCGUAUAUCAGCAUUUCGAUGUUUACAGUGCUACGUUAGACGGGAUAAAAUGAAGUAGAGACGUCAAUUUCUGAAUUUUUAAAGUAAUAAAUGAGUUUAAUACACAGAGAACUGUUUUUGAUUAAGUAAAGAGUGCAAACCAAAGGACGUAGUAUGCGUUGAAACUAGACUACGAGUAGUCCCCCCUAUUUUUCCUCAGGGAUAGUAGAGCGAGCGAAACGCGAGCGCGCGUGAAAAUCGCCCCACGCGAGAAAAUGGCGACACGCGUGUCGCCUUUUCUCGUGUGGGGCGAUUUUCACCUGGGGGACUACUCGUAGUCUACGUUGAAACUAGUAAUAGCAUUUGUAGUGUACAUCCGGAACUUAACUUCCCUAGCGUGGGAAGUCUGGAGUCAUGUGACUUGACGGAGCCAUUUUUUUUAAGUAUAACGGUGAUGAGCUAAGUAGUGCUCGUGUUUACUAGACUACAGGCCUGUAUAUGGCCUCGGUGGCCCGUUAGAAAUACUUCAGCAAUGUUGUGAUUUUAAUAUUUCUUUAGUAUUUCAGUUGUUCACCAAAAGAAGUUUGGUUGUUUACUUUAAUAACAUGACCCGUUAAAAAUUUUUUAUAAGGACACUCAUUUCUAUUAAGCCUAACUUUACUGCCUCCUGCGAAUUCUUCAUUUUAACACAACUUGCCAGGUCCGAGUUCAAAUCGCAUUAGGUUCAGUUUUUGAAAUAUUAUAUGUUUCAAGGGGAUAUAUCAAUAUAAAACAGAGUCAUCAGCAUACAUGUAACUAUAAAGCAAACUCCAGGACAUUUGCAAAUCAUUCACAUAGAAUAUAAACAAUAGCAGGUUGUACCAUGGGCAACUCCUACAGAUACUGUAGCUUGGUUAGACUGAGUAUUGUCAUUCACGUUUGAAACUGAACCGUUUUAAUGUUUUCUCGUUCUUUUCAUAGAUUUGGGUGUGGAUAGCCCUUUCUAUGAUGUUGGAAAAAGCAGGCAAAGUGGAAACUGACCCAAGAUUAUUGCCUUUCUUAUGUAAGGGUACAACUUAGAAUGAAGGGUACAACUCUCGAAUUUUUCUAAGUAGAAGGAAAAGGUCCCUUUUAUGGCGAUAUAUACACUGUAGGUGGCAGCGACGGCGUGCAUGGACAGAGUCCUUGAGCAGGUGUGCACUAUUUUUAUACAGUCCAGUGGCUUUAUUAAGUUUUAACCGCUUGAUAGCAUCAGGUCUUCACUAAUUACCCAGCGCCACGGACGAACCGAGAUUAAGCAGGAUAUCACUAAUUACGUAUACAUAGAAUGAAAACUCAGGAGUCCUGUGCUAAGACCAGAAUAUCAGAGCUGAAGUUGAUUAUUGAAGCUACCAGUAGAUAAUGAUACGUUAGGGAAGGUUUCGGCGAUUUUGAUACUGACGCUUACAAAAAAGGAUUUAAGUGUCCUUAUUAAGCGGGUUAAAGUGUAAGGGCUUUGUCCAGGAACAAAGAAAGCUGUCCGUUAUAACGAAGCGUUCAAUAAAGCGGACGUCCGCAAAGCGGGGCUCGAAGGUAUAACCACAUGACCUGUAAAAACGUACCGAGCUAAGAGCUUGGUAUGCCUGUGGCCAAGCAUGGUUGGUCCCAUUUAGAUUUAGUAGACACCCACGGAGCUAAUCAUGUUCUAGUGCAUUAGAAAUAGGGUGGGAAAUCGUCUAGUCAACACCUGCUUAUCUUUCCAUUAUUUAUUAGAGCAUUGUCUACAUGCAACGUAACAAUUUUUGUUUUAUUUUCCAUCUUAUUUUAAGAUUUAUUUGCGGUUUACUAAGUUCAGUUGUGAAAGGGUUCACUGCUCUGAUUCAAAAACAUUGGCAUAGAGGCCGUGAAGUAAUUGAAAUUUGUGAACUUAUCGUUGAAUAAUAGAUGAUAUUGUUUUUUCAAAAUUUACACUAUUUUUCAUAUCAAAAAAGUUUCGUAGCGAGUCUGAGAUAGCCAGGCGACAAUGGCCUAUCCUGCUAGGCCUUAAUAUUUUGAAACAAAGUUAUUAAAGAUCAUUAAGACCUUUUAACAUUAAUUUAUGCCAAGUUUUGUUUACCACGAACGGUGUAAGAAUCUAAGUAUUAAUGAGAGCACAGUUAACGCUAGAAAAGGUACAUCUUCAAUAGAUGUGGAAUUGUCUCUGUUUGUGCAUAUUUAUGUGUUAGUAUAGGUAAUAGCAUGAUUUGUAGUGAUAUUCAGCAUAAAUACCACGAGUGAUAUUUCAAAAUUGUUAUACCUAAUUUCACGAGCCGUUAGGCAAGUGAAAUUUGAGAUAAUUUUGAAAUAUCACAAGUGGUUUUUAUGCCAAAUAUUACGUACAAAUCAUGCUAUUAUUUGUUUAUACUACUACCCGCAAAAGGUUUGUAAUUUUUUCACAUGUGGGUAUUUCAAAUUAAGCUGAAAUACCACUGCUCUAAGCCAAUCAAAUUACAGAAAUUUCUCAUGUAGUAGUAUAAACUGUGAAAUAUCAGUAAAAUGUAUCCAUCGAUUAUUAAAUUAUCUCAUUAACACAAAGAAUUUAUUUAAGUUUUGACGUUAAUGUUAAAAUGCGACGGGUGGUAUGGAACUGUUUACCGGUAUUGUAUAAGUUAUAUCCCUGUUGUAGCUUAACAGCACAUAAUACACUCGACUUUUCAGGAGACUUGCGAUCCGCAAACAAGGCAGCGAUCAUGGGUGUUGUUCUUCACUACAGUAUUUUCUUUACGCUGUACAUGCAUUCUCUAAGAAUUUGCUUCGGCUGUUUGGAUGGUAAGUUCUUCUCUUUCCACCUUGCUAUUUCAAUCAUAUUUGGCUCCCUAUUUUCAAAAUUGAGCGACAAAAUAGUGAGAAACACAUUUAUCUCUUGAAAGAAGAUAAAAAAUAAUAAUAAUAAUAAUUAGACGGACUUUAAAAAUUGGAAACAAGAGUAGCUGCAAAAUUUUCUGCUCUAAUAUACUGCCUAUAAAGAUGACUUUUUUACGGCUUAUGGUUAAUUUCUUUAGCUGUGUUGUCUAUCCAGUGCCUGAGUUUUGCCAUUUUGUUAAAUUAUAAUGUUGACAGCGCACUCAAUUUACAACAUGAAAACCUAUGUAAAAGUUAAAUAACAGGAGAUAAGUGCAAGAUAAUUCUUUUUAAGAAAUAUAAUAUUGAGUUUCCAUGUUGUCACUAUGGUUUUAAAACUUGGAUUAUAAACUCGUUCACAAGAAGAAAGUUGCCAGGAAACAAAGAAUUCUGUUAUUUGCGUGAUAAGGGGAAAAUAUUUUCACAAUAAACACGACAGAUUACCACUUUUCAAGACAGGUGGGAAUUCCAUCUUCCUUUUCCUUUUUUCAGCCUUUUGUUUGGCUUUUACAAAAACGUUUUCGUAUAUAUUUCCCUAAAAAAGGGGUUUUCUUUAUAGAGCUCGACUAAUUGACAGAAAAUUGGCCUAGAGAACUAACUUAAAUUCCAUCUCCUUUUUCUCAUUAUUUGAUAUACUAUGCUGUUUUAAGCCUGGCAAGUUUAAUUAACAUACAUGGUAGUUUCAUGAUUAAAUGUCAGAUAAAACGUAGUUGUAAGAGUAAGGGAGUACAACCGAAAAUAUAAGUUAUUACGUUCCAUGAACCUCAAUCUUGUUUAUACAGGACAUUUGCUUUUAAUCGAAGCUCUUUUUGCCGCCAGAAAAGUCAGAAUUUGCCACCUUAUGGGCUCCUGGAAUUGCUAAAUGCAAUUUUUUUUCUUUUUUUCAAUUCAGGUAAUUGCCGCGUACUGGCGUUUCCGAGUUAUUUCCUAAUUGCUGACAAAUGUUUGGAGGGCCACACGAUCUUAAUUGUCCAACAUGUCCCGGAUAUGGGUCUUUGUGAACUGCUUUGUUACAACGAACAAAACUGCGUCAGUGUUAAUUAUGAGAUACAAAGACAAAAACGAUGUGAACUGAACAAUUCAACACACCGAGCGCACGAUGCAGACUUUAAAGAGAGGGAAGGCUGCUUAUAUCAUGGAGCAAUUGUAAGUUUUUUGUCUUCUUUUUUCUUCUCUUUUUUUCCUUUGUGAUCUGCUUUCAUCAUCUUCAAGGCGAUCAUUAUCUCAUCAUAGUCAUCAGCAUCACAAGAGACGUCAUCUUCGUCAUUAGGAGUGAACGUCUCUUAAAAAAGUUAACUCAAGCUGUUUCAAAAUUCAUCACUCUUUUUGCAUGUCGCGAUUUGUGGUGAAUGUUGGUAAAUUUUUCGGGUGCUAAAUUCUAAAGGACUGUAUCUAAGUUAAAAAAGAGAAAAAAAGAUAGAAAUCGUUGUCGAGAAACGUGAAAUCAGUCAGGUCAUGAAACGACACCAACGAAAGAUAACAUUAAGCUUAAUCCACGUGCAAAGUUGUCGUUGUUUAAGCUCCCUAUCAUAUCACCAUCAUCGUCAUCUUCAUCUUGUAGUUUAUAGUUGACGCUCGAUCAUGAAAGCUUGGCGUAACGUCUGUUACAAAUCAGACCUGAUUUUUGUUCUUUAAAGAGUGCUUGUGAUAAUCCCCGUUGCCAUAACAACGGUACCUGUCAGUCCGGAUUCACAGAGAAAAAAUAUCGGUGUUUAUGUCCUUCUGGUUUCACUGGUGAACACUGUGAGAAUGGUAAGUUAUUCUUGAAAGUUUCUUUUAAAGCAACUAAUCAAAUCAAAGGAGUUUAAAUCGUAAUAAGGAUAAUUUGAGCAGUUCAUGUCAUUUCUCACGGCAGUGUAUGAAACGAGCGUUUACUUUAAGGUUUUGUUAUCCUAUAACUUUAAAUUAGCCUUCUUUUAAUUGUCGCACACUUUCCAAUACUAUUUUCCACGAAAUUUUUGCUUUAUGUUUUUGCUAUCUUAUGUGUGUUUCUUGGUUAUUUGAGCUGCGUGUUAGGGCUUGUUGAUGUCAAAAGUCUUAUAAUUUUCUCAUAACUAAUUUAGUUCAUGAGUCAAAAUGAAAAAACAAAAACAAAAAAAAAGAACAACGACAAAAAAAAAAAUAAACAUAGGGCCAUUUAUACGAGGAAAAAUAAGACGCGUCUUACAUAAGACGCGAACUUUCCGUAUAAACGGCACGUUUCGUCUAGAAAUAAGACGGGGCGCGGCUUAGCUAAGACGCGUCUUAUUAGAUAAGACAUGCUCGUAUAAAUGGUACAGUUCGCGUCUUAUUUAAGAUGCGUCUUAUUUUUCCUCGUAUAAAUGACCCUAAUAAGUCAACGUCUUAACAGACACAGAAACAGUCUAACUUUUCUUUGGAUUCGACACCAAUGUUUUGGCUUGCUACUUAUAUUGUUACUAUCUUCCAGCAACCUCUUCUCUUGAUUUCACUGUAGAUAUAUUAAAAGAGGGGAAAGUCUAAAACACAGAAAUGUUAAAUACGUUUGUUUCUAUUAUCGAUCAAUAUGAUUUCAGACAUCAACGAGUGCAAAAAAGGGACCCACAAUUGCAGUUCUAAUGCGGUUUGUAAUAACAGCAAAGGAUCCUACAACUACACAUGUAAACCAGGAUAUGAAGGGGACGGAAAAAAUUGCACAGGUAAUUUCUUUCGUAACUUGGUCAUUUUGUAUGCCUUCGCAAGCAUUGCUCUUUUUGUUUUUCCAUGAUAAGGUGAUUUUUAUAGCAAUUUUUUAAACAGCGGACCUUAUUACCUUAAAAGAGUCAAUGUUCCUACAGUUUCUAAGGCUAGAUUGCAAAGCAUUCCAUACUGUUGGUCCAACAUUGGAAAGGGGCUCGAUCGCCAAAAGUCUUCCGUGUCACCUUUGGGAUUACAAGCAAUGUUUCAGAAUCAGACCGCUUUACAACAAGUGGUUCAGAUAAAUAUUGUGGCGCCAGCCCGUUCAACGUUUUAAAAACUAAAAGCGCAAUCUUAAAUUCUACUCUAAAUUUCACUGGCAACCAAUGACGUUCCCUAAGUACCGGAGUAAUAGGGGCAAACUUAAAAAAUUAAGCAUGUAACCCGAGCCGCCGCAUUAAGAACUUUUUGAAGUCGAUCAUAUUGAUAUUGCGGAAGCUUAUACAAAAGAGCGUCUAAAUUUGAUGUAACAAACGCAUAAAUUCAACACUUUGUUGAUUCUGCAGACAGAUAUUUCCUAAUUUGCCCCAAAAUUAUAAAGCCCCCUAAAUGCCUUACUACACACCUUUCCUAUAUGAGUAUUCAUAGACAUAUGGUUAUCAAACCAUGUGCGAAGAUUUCUAACAUGCUUAAGGGGUUGAAUGUCACAGUCACCAACACAACUUUAAUUGAAGCCAUGGUAACCUUAGAUAACUGCUGCGACGAACCGAUGAUUAGAAUUUCUGUCUUUGAAUCAUUAAACAUCAACCUGUGUGAGACUAACCAAGCCCUAACAUCAGCUAGGCAGUUCUCAAUGGCCUUAAUCGCUUGAUCUUGAGCAGCAAACGAAUCUGGACGAAACGACACGUACAACUGAGUAUCAAUAGCGUACCCAUGAACUGAUGGAAGGUGCUUCUUAACAACCUCAAACAGCCUUGAUGCAUACAAUAGAAAAAGGACAGGUCCCAAACAGCUCCCCUGAGGAACACCAUAAUUUAAAUUGAAGGUCUUGGAGGACUGCUGAUUAACAAUUACAUGUUGAACCCUUCCUUAUAAUGGCUGCCGUCGGUUUUCCUCACGGAAACGUAAAAUUUUGCCAGACAUUUAUUUAAUUCAUCGACUUCCAUGUUUUCUAUUUCAUUUGUGAAUUCUUGCCGCUGUUGAAGCCAUUCUGUAGAAAAAAAUAUUUCGCAAAAGUUACUAAAAGUUACCGACACUUUGAAGAAAAAAAUGUCAAUAAACAUACCAGUUUUCAGUAAAUUGUGUUACUUGCAAAAGAGGAAUUUUAUCAAGCCACCUUCGAAUAGUUUGACUCCAAAUUCUGUUGCAUUAAUGUAAUUAUACUAAAGACAGUUAGACCUAAUUUGGUAGGUGUUUAGCGAUAUUAUUCCGGGCCUGAAUUUCUUACACAGUUUCUUAUACAGUGUCAUAAUUGCAAUACAGUAUAUAAAACGGAGAUAUUAUUGUUGACUUUAUAAGUUGUAAAGUAGCCAUAUCCUGCCAAUUAAAUGUCCAAUUAACACGCAGUGCUUAAAUGUCAUGUCUUCCAGCUUAUAAGAACUGCGCUGAACUGUACAAAGCUGGAAAACGAACAAGUGGAGUUUACAAGAUCGACCCAGACGGCAAAGGUGUCUUUGACGUGUACUGUGACCAAACAAUAGCCGGUGGGGGGUGGACAGUGUUCCAGAAGAGACUGGAUGGCUCGGUUAAUUUCUACCGCGGCUGGAACGACUACAAAAAAGGGUUCGGAAAUCUGAAUGGCGAGUUUUGGCUCGGACUGGACAAAAUUCACCGCCUGACAAAAACUAAAAGCAAACUUCGAGUGGAUCUCGAGGACUUCCACAGAAACACGGCUUAUGCCGAGUACAGCUACUUUGCUAUAACAGACGAGAGAAGCAAAUACAAGCUGAGUCUUGGAACUUACUCCGGUGAUUAUAUUCUACUUACUUGAUUAAAAAUGGAGUUCGGGGAAAAGUCUUAUAAAGGCCCAAGUUAAUGCUAAUGAUUUUGACGUUAAAGAAAUAAAUACCCACCACAGAGAUGCAACUAGCCCCACAUACAGUGAAGGAUGUAAUAAUCACACCGCUAUCAUAAAAUAAGAGUAAAGCAAAUUAAUAUAUAAUAUGGAGCGUUAGAGUGAUUUUACUUCGACCAUGAAAACGGAUUGAAUGUUUCCCGCUGUUUUUAGAUCUUAACCGUCGUAUUAAAAAUCACAGUUAUGAGGAGAGAAAUUCAAGGAAAUAUCGUUUCUUUCAAUUUCAUUUUCCAGGAAAUGCUGGUGACUCGCUAGCUCGUCAGAGUGGCUACCCUUUCUCCACCAAAGGUCGAGACAAUGACAUCUCGAAAAAUAAUUGUGCUGCACACUUUAAGGGGGCUUGGUGGUACGAGAGCUGCCAUCAUUCCAACCUGAACGGCCUCUAUCGCCGCGGAAGUCACUCUUCAUUUGCUGAUGGUGUGAACUGGUAUCACUGGAAGGGAUAUCACUACUCCGUUAAACGAGCUGAAAUGAAACUCAAGCGAGUCAACUUCUAAACAAGCAAAUAGCGGUUGUCAGUGCUUAUUUCUGCUUGAUUCGCAAUUAUCGUUUAAAUGACUUAGCUGUAACACAUUUUGUUAGACUGCUGCUGAAAUGAUAAAUGAAGCAUAACAAACUAUUGUCACAGAUUUGAUGAAAAAAAAAACUAUAAAAUAAAAAGAUGUUACAAUUGGCUUUCGCAAUUUACAAUAUAUAAAAUAAGAGUAAAGCAAAUUAAAACAAAAUAUGGAGCGUUAGUAUAAGAGUGAUUUUACUUCGACCAUGAAAAGGGAUUCAAUGUUUCCCGCUGUUUUUAGAUCUUAACCGUCGUAUUAAAAAUCACAGUUAUGUGGAGAUAAAUUUAAGGAAAUAUCGUUUCUUCCAAUUUCAUUUUCCAGGAAAUGCUGGUGACUCGCUAAGUUAUCACAGAGACUCUCCUUUCUCCACUAAAGAUCGAGACAAUGACUUCUGGUCUGCUAGCUGUGCUACACGUUACAAGGGGGCCUGGUGGUACAAGAGUUGUUAUUUUUCCAACCUGAACGGCCUCUAUCAUCUCUAUGUGAAAUGGAAUCACUGGAAUGGUUAUUACUAUUCCGUUAAACGAGCUGAAAUGAAACUCAAACCAGUCAACUUCUAAACAAGCAAAUAGCGGUUGUCGGUGCUUUCUGCUUGAUUCGCAAUGGUCUUUUAAAUAACUUGGCUGUAACACAUUUUGUUAGACUGCUGCUGAAAUGAUAAAUGAAACAUAACAAACUAUUGUCACAGAUUUAAAAUAAAAGAUGUUACAGUUGGCUUUCGCAGUUUACGAUAUUGUUACUUAUUUAUACUAACUGCCCUUCUGUCCUAUUGGUCUUUCUUCUUCCUCUUCACUGAACUUUAUGGUCUAUUUUUUAAUACUUGCUAUAUAAUUAUAUGCUCAGUUAUGGCUCUAUCAAUUCCAAUUCUAAGCAUGCCUAUUCCCGCCGGGCAUUUGCCAGUUCUUCUAGAAACAGUUAUCAUUCUUCCUUUGUCAAUAUUUCACUUUAAAAAUGCCUUUUUUGAUAGUUAUUGACAUUUUUAUAAAGAAUAUUCUUACAUGUAACACAUAUGCUUUGAAAAGAUAAGUUUAGUUUUUGUUUCAUCAUUAUCCUUUGUCCAUACAGUAUUUUUUGCAUCCCGAGUCUAAGCCCGGGGAGGGGACUCCGCAUAUGAAGGUGGUACGGAUGCUCGUCGUCUCGCUUAGGGGUGUAAAUUUCCGAUUUUGGUCUCACUUAUGGUGUUCUGGGCAAAACGUCAUCCUAUUUAGCCGUGAAGGUCUCGUUUAGGGUUGCACGCGAAAAAAUAUAAAAACAUAUAUUUGAUAUGUAUAUUUUUAAUUCGUUUUAUUUACUCCAUUCACAUAAUCCAAGUUUUCUAUAACAUCAAUUCCUAAGGGACUGUGCAAUAAUUAUCAGGGGGGCUGAAAAACUAGAGGGGGGGCAUUAAAUAAAAUUGCUGCCAAGAUAGGGGGCGCAAAGUAAAAUCACUCAUUUGACGGGGGGGGGCCUUAAGUUUUAUUCGAAAUGUAAAUAAAAUUAAACGCAAUAAAAGAUUCUCAAUACAGGCAUCAUGAUAGACUGUAACAAAUAUCAAUACGGACUCCUGUUAAACGAUUGUUGAGAAUAUUCCAUCAAAAUGAAAAGCAAAUUCACAACUGAUCAAUUUUAACCCGUCUUCUAAUUAAUUGAGCUGAUCCUAUGUAAAGCAAAAAUCAUGAACUUGUUUUUCAGCUUCCCCCAUAAAACAAUGGGAAUCAAACAGAUCUCGUAGACAAGCUUUGUCGGUUUUUGAUGUGAGUAAAAGUAAUGUUUCUUCAUCGACUGAAUUGAUUUGCUGAAUUCCAUAUAUAUCUGGCUCAUAACAAUCUUCAUGUAUCUGGAAGUAAAGCUGCGCUGGUAGCAGGUGCUCUUGAUUUCUCGCAUACUGGAACACGAAACAACGAAAGAAAUAGUGCCAGUGACAGUGACACAGAACUCCUAUCCUGUGAUUCCGAAUACGACUCUGAUUCUCACACAAGUACUUCCGAAAACAACUCUGAUUUGGAUUCAGAUGAGUCCGAAACGGAUGGCUUUGUUGAACAUUCAUAUGAGGUACUAUUUGUUCCAGACGACGAAAUCCAACAAGUAAGCGUACGCUUACAGUAGCAUGACAAUAUAAAAAGGUAUUAACUUAAAGGCAUAGCAGAGGGGGCUUAGAACUUAUUUGUUUUGUUUUGGAGGGGGGUACUGUCUAAGUGUUUGCUAGAUAACUCUAGUUUUUCAGCCCCCCUCCUGAUAAUUAUUGCACAGUCCCUAAAGAAGACGUCUUUGUCCAUUGUUUUGAUUUGUCUGUGUUUUAACAUGGUCUCUUUUAGGGGUCAAAAAAAGCUUGGGCCACGCCCAGAUCGGUCUCUUUUAGGGGUUUAAUUCAAAUUUCCGACGAGCAUCCGUUUCACCUUCAUAUGCGGAGUCCCCCCCCUCCCCCUCCCCGGGGAGUCUAAGGAACUGCUUCCCGCGAUCUAGCCAACGUGAUCAGUUCGCACAUGGAGGAAAAACAAUCAAUUCAUUGUUUAAAGGAAAAGGCACUUUCUUUGUGAGCGAAUGGUUGAGGUAGAGAGGCCUAGAAAAACUAUGCGAGUUAUUUGAAAGCUAAUAUAAACUUCGUGUUUGAAUUAUCAAUGCCACGACGUUGACGGGACGGGUCCUUCGUGAUGACAAAAUAAUCUUGUUUAUAAGUUUGUCGGUUAUUUGUUUAUCAUUCACUAUCUUAAAUAACUUCGAAAAUAAGAAAGGUCUUAUCAAAGUUCUAGUUUAUAGUUUUGUCAUUGAUGUGAAUGAGAUCGGAUAAAUCUUUUUUGCAAUAAUUAUAACUGGCGGCUAGAAGCGAUUUCCGUGGGGUGUUUCACACGUUUUGAUCAGAUUAUUACAUAUGUCCAUUAAACUAAUUAAAUACGGCAUUUGCAGCUUAUUUAAUGGAAAAUACAGUUUUAGUGUUACCCCUGGGUGGGGCAUUUGCCCGACUUUUUCAUGCACCACCGUGGGGUUUUUGGAUGAGCCGCCCGGCCCCACCGUGGGGCAUUUGCAGCUUUUCCAAAAAUAAAUAAAUAAAUAAUAAUAAUAAUAAUAAUAAUAAUAAUAAUAAUAAUAAUAAUAAUAAUAAUAACAAAUGUCCGGGGGGAGGGGGUAUGGGCACGCUUGGAAUUGCCUGAACCAUUAUUGACCAAACAGAAGGUCAAGAUGGCUAGAUAUUGGCCGAGUUCCCCUUUCCGUUUUUAUUGACCGAGACGAGGCCAGUAUACAGCCAUGAUUUGAUCGAACAAGCUCGGCUUGAUCAAUAAAGGUUUUAUUGCAAGGCCAAAAAGACAGCAUUUUCUUUGGGACCAACGGGAAAAAUCCCGAUCCCGCUAAUCAGAACGCAGGAUUCAUUUCACCUUGCCCGCUGACGGAUUCAGCCAUAUAAUAAUUGAACACUAAGUUCACGAGUUAAUUAAAGCCCAGAGUUGUUUUGAUUAACUUGCGCUCUCAUAUGCGAUAGAGGUGUAGAAACUUUUAGCAAGCACAUUCCGAUCAACAAAAAUAAAGCUUUCAAGAGACAUUUCACUUUACCAAAAAAAGGCAACUGAUAGAAGCACAUGCAUUGCAGAUCAACUACUCUUUAAAGAGAUUAAGAGUCACGUUUACGCCAAACGGCAGACGUCAGAUUCAAGUUGAGAAUUUCUCAGAAUAGAAAAUAAGCAGAUAAAAACUGUCCAGAGCAAUUCUUUAUGUAUAAAACUGGCGUGACACUACUUAUUUUUUAAGUUGAAGUAAUAAACAGUUAACGACAAUUAUGGGAAAAACUUGGUCACGUGGUACAAAUUCACGUCUGCCGUUUGGCGUAAACGUGAAUCUUAAUCUCUGUAUUGCGCAUAGUCCCACUGAGUUAAGACCUGAAGAUCGAACAAGGAUUUGUUUCGUCGUCACAGUAAGCUGCUGUCUAUAAAUAAAAGGUUUAUUUAAGUUUAUUAUGUCGACAUUUCUUUGCCAUUUCACCCACUGAAGGUAUCUUUUCAGCGUUUUGGUAUUGUCACGUGAACUAUUUCAAGAAAUAACUUGUAACUUCUGUUUCCCUUUCACUCGGAAAAGAUACCUGAUGAAAGAACAACAAAAACACAAAGAUCAAGAUCAAGAUCAACAGAAAUUGAAAGUUUGUCUAAAGAAUGGGAAUAUUUAUCAGCAGGGUAUCAAAUAACGGCUAAAUAAAGAGACGAUUAUUUAAUAUGUUGCUGGUUUUCAGUGUCACGCCAUUAAAAAUAGAUCAAAAUAAAAAUCAAAACCGUUCAAUAGAUAAAGUUCAGAAUCUGGGAAAUGAAAGGAGGUACAUAUACAAAGACCCUCGCCAAGAUUCAGGUUAGAGGAAUAUUUCGUAUACGAGAUAUCCGAAGAAAUGUUUUACCCAAACUUAUAGAGAUUUGUAUGGAGACGCCAUGCUGGUGCUCACCUGGAUGAGCUCCAACAUGGCGGACGGAACCCAACAGAAACAUCUGCGAUCUUUCACCCUUUUUUUGCUAGAAAAGCGUGAAUUUAUUCUUCGAGAAACUCAUAAACAUUAUGGUAAUUCUUGUUCUAAUAAACGAACUGUUUAGAUUGCAAAAUUUCUUGAAAUAAGUCAUUUUUUUAACCUACAUGACAGCUCUCUUAGCCGUCAUGUAAAUGCCGCGUCACGCAAAAGCUUAGAAAUUCAAGCGUACUCUAUCACAAACCCGAGAACCCUUUUGAAGCGGAAAUUUGUGUGAAAAUUAAUUUUCAGCUGCUCUAAUACAUCGUGAAAGUAAAAUCUCGGUAGGAUCGAUAGUUUCUAAGUUUGAAUUUUAGUGAGGUCAUGUGAAAACCAACAAUACUUUCUCCUCGAUGUUAUUGAAAUUUCCGCCUAUGAUAAAUACUAUAAUAGUUCUAUUUUUGGAAAAGCUCUGAAACGUAUUAGCUCACGUCCCUAUGUCAGAGAGGGAGAGUGUUAAAUGAAGAAGUCGAGGGGUAAAUUAACCAGCGAGCCAGCUCUCUACAUUCAAGGUAGGGGGGAGUGGGUCAGGUUUAGGAGGCGCGAGCGGGAGAAAAAAAAAAGAAAAGGAUGAUUACGUGCGGUUACACACACACCAUGGUAAAAGGUCUUUCCUGUCGUAAAAUUGCCGCGGUAAAUAUUUACUCUGGUAAACUUUACCAAGGUGACUUACGGUUACACGUAAAAAUAUUUUCACGCAAUUAUUUUCCCGGGAAACACUUGAAGGACUUUCAGUGCGAGCAGGAUUUUGGGUUUCAAAAAACUGUUGAUACCCAGGAUAAAAGACAUAAUACAAAUGGUCCAGGCUAAAUUUCUGAAAUUUCAGAAUCAAGUGAAGGCAAGUGACUGAAUCCAAAUUCGAAUUUGCCCUACCAAAAAAAAAAAAAAAAAAAAAAACGUUUGCUCAAAUUAUCUGGUAUUUAAGCAAACGAUUUCAAAUGUUUCUCUGAAGACAAUUUUGAAAUAGGGGGGCUCUGGCGGCGAGGCGAGAAAAGGAAGGAGAGCUUGCAAAUACGUCCCUGGAAGUUGAAUUUCUGUAUUGAAAAAGUCGAGUGAAAUGGUGAUUGGCGGAGAUGACAUUAAAAAUGAGCCUUGCAAUUGGCGCGUGCUUUCCUGUAUUUUUCAAUGUUUGUUUACAUUCCAGCUUGUUUUCUCUUCGCGCUGAUAGGUGGAAAUCUUCGAGCUCAGUCGAUGGGAUGCCACAGGGAAGUGGAAUUAAAAUUUCAGAGACGCAGUUGCAUUAGCUCUCCCUCCUUUUUCCGCCCCGCCGCCAGAGCGCCCCGGAGAGCUUGCUCGCAGGCUAUUAAUGAGUCUAAAUCCACUCUCUUUAUUUCCGUCAUUGAUUUACCGUCAUUAUAACAAAUUUCAUGUGAAGGAGUUAAAUUUUAGGACUUAAUGUCUGUCAUUAAACUUCCUGUUAUUUACUAAGUAGACUAAAAAUACUUAAUGGGGAAAACCAGGGAAAUGAGAGGAAAAAGUAUUUUAGGCUUUCUAUAGAAAAGACAUUUUUCUAAUUACUACGUAACAAGUUUUGUUCUAUAUCAUCACAACAUAAAUAAUCGUUUCCAAUACGUUUGGCUCUUGGAAUGUGCGAGCAAAGCGAGCGCCUAUUUCUUCAUGAUAUCGAAUCCAAUCACAAAAAUUUCUCAAUUUUCACCAAAACCGGCUUGAUCUCUGUGAUUUUAGGCUCCCCUCAUUGAUAACUUCACGAAGUUUACGCAUUUUGAUGAUUUACUGUAUCGUAUCCAGGCUAAUCGAGGCGGGCGGGCAGAGGAAAACAUAAAGUACACAUUCACUUGGAAGAAAAGAGAAGUAAAAAUAAGGGCAAAAAUGAGCGCCGAGGGUCUCUUUCGAAAAAACACAAUAUCCUAUUGCAUUUAAUCGAAUCAGCGCCACCCCGAAUAACCUUGCCUUCUUUAAAUCCAAAAGCAAUAGCGCCGCGGCGCUCUUUCAAAAAAUUCAAUGUAUUACUGCAUUUAAUCGAAAAGGCACCGACCUCAAACAAGAGUCGCGUAUGAGAAGAAGAAAAAUAAAUAAAAACCUUGGCACUGUUUCGAAUAAACAUAUUUCUCUCCGGCAUUCAACCCAUUCAAGCGAGAGUGCCGCAUUUCUCAGCAAUACAGCAGCGCUUAUUAAUUUUUGUUUAUCGAACCUUUUAAUAUGUUGAUUAUCAUUGCUGAUGUAAGCUUGAAGCAUACUGAUGUAAAUAUAAACCUUGUUUUGUUUUGGACUUCCAUUUCUUAUAAAGAGUACAGAAACAACUUCAAAUUUUGUUUAUCGUACGUGAUACACCCAAUUAAUGAUCAAAAUUUAUUAUCUAAGUCGAAUUACAAGGUCUGCAAGGUUGCUUUAGUAUUAAACUUCAGUCAAUGAAAAUUUGCGCACACUAAAUUGUAAAAAAAUCGGAAAUAGCGAAAAAAGACGUUAGUGAGCGCCCGCUCAUCAGACAAGAAAAAUUUGUAGAAUAUUGUAUUUUUCGAAGCGCUUAUUGAUUUUCGUAUUUAAAUUUGAGGACGGCGCUCUUUCGAUUAAAUGCAAUAGAAAAUUGUGCUUUUGAUUUUUGAAGGAGCGCCGUGGAGCUUAAAUUGAGGGCGGGGCUCCUUCGAGUUUGCAUAGUAUUUGACGUUUUUAUUACAUGUGUUGUCCUUUUUUAUUACAUUUGAGGACUUUAUUACAUUUGUAGUCAGUUCUUACAUUUGUGCAAGAGAGAUAAAGGGGACAGAGAAGGCAUCCCCCAUACACACCCUAUUCCAUAGGUAAUUCGUAUCGAGUUAUUUUUAAGACACACAGAUCCAAAGGGGUAUUAGACAACAGCCAAUCACAUAGCGCGAAUGUGUUCCGCGUGGAUGACCCACGCUCAGAGCCACGCGUCCUUCCCGAAUUGAAGCAGAAAAAAUGGCGGAAGACUCGGAGAGAAAUGGAAAUUAAAAAAUAAUCGCCCUUCCUCUCUUCUAUAGAGCUAACAGUACAGCAGGUAAAUCCUUAACACACUGAAUAUUCUCUCAGGAUCAUUUAUAAUUUACAGUUUGCAGAGAGCAAUGCUUUCGAUGUCUUUACGAUUUCACUGCCUUUUGCCCGACAGUUUUUGCUCGGCUUUUAGUCAUGUGAAUCCUCCGCGAAACAUCCACUCGGCGCGCGAGGUAACUUUAUCCCGAUUCUAAAAAUAACUCGAGACGAAUUACCUAUGGAAUAGGGUGUGUAUGGGGGAUGCCUUCUCUGUCCCCUUUAUCCUCUCUUGAUUUGUGGCUUCAACAUAUGUUUACCUACUUCCUUGGCGAGAGGCCGUCACAUGUAACGCAGUUAUUUCGUGACGUGAGGUAAAGUGUUUUGCGUAACGCAUCUUUUCAGGGCACUUGAUUUUCCAACUUGUCCGUACAGUUUACGCUUGUCAGUUAGGCCAUCCUUCCCGGACAUACUGCAGGUGCUGGUCUGAGGCUGGUAAAUGUUACCAUGACGGCGUUAAAAAAGAAAUCUGAUUCAGUUUCUAGGUCUCUCAGACUCUCUAUCUCGGGAGACUUCCCAGGGCCUCGGGAGAGCGCAUCUACAGUGUAGAGUAUUUUCCCUGGAACAUUGUAAUGUUAAACUGCAUCACCGGCAUGCAGAACCUUUGGAUCCUUAGUAGGAGCUCGUCAAUUGUAAUAUAUCGACAGGAGGUGACGUUGACAUUUUCGAAUGUAAUUCAGAAAGUAGUCUGUCUCUUAAGGCUUGAGAUAGAAAUUCAAUGAAGCUGCAGCUCGAAGCCAAUUUCUUCAGUCUAUCGACGAAUUCUGAUACAGUCUCGCUCUCUCCUUGUGACGCAGUCCAGAACUUGUGUCUUUCAGCAAUAACAAUGGGAGCAGGUUCGUAGUGUCUCUGCAAAAGCUGCGUCAACCGUGUAAACGUCUUGGCAUUCGGAUUUUCUGGAUCGCACAAAUUCUUCAACAACUUGUAAGCGUCUGGACCAAUAACAGCCAGAAAAACAUUCACUUUUUUGUCAUCGUCGAUGUCAUUCGCCGCAACAUAUGCUUCAAAUCGACCGGCAUAAUCACUGCAGCCAUGUGCACACUCUGUUUACAUUGAGGAUCCCAUCCUUGUCGCCAAUUUUGUAUUCUGAAGGAUUUUAGAAGCGAAUAAUGAGGAACAAAUAAACACACGUGCGUAUACCAAGAACGUAUUUGGCAACUGUUUAUUUCACAUCAUCUUACAUCAUGUGACCAAUACUACCCAAAAUACCACAAACGCGAGCGCAGUAAAGCCACUUUCAUGAUUCAAGUCUGCAGUGUUGUACUUCCGGUCCGUACCAGGAUAAUGCUGCAAGUCUAAAGUGGUGUAAGGCCUUUUCCAAAGCCACUCCCUGAUUUCCACUGCGUUUACAUCAUCUGAAGGUGGCCUCUCGUCUGUACAGGCUAAGAAGUAUAGGUUGAACAUGUUUGGAAUGCUAUGUAUUGACAGUAACUUCAUACCUGGCCGUAGUGUAGACUGAUAAAAUCGAAGGCUUCGAUUGAUAUGAGAAACACGAAGAGUGAUUUGCACGAUGUGCGCUUCCUGCCCAAGCGCCAGGUUCGGUUCAAGAGAGGCUUGUACGCGCUCAGAAGUAACACUAGUCUGGAAAUCCUGUUGCAGCAGCUCUAAUGCAAAUCCAUAUGGGUCGCUUAAGUGGCACAUGUAUCCGAUAUCCCGGAACCGUCUUGGAGAAGUGACCUCCACGUCCUGACGUACAAGCUUUGAACGAGCAGUGUCUACAUCUGCAAGUGAUAAUCCUAUCUUCCAGUAAACACCAGACGAUGGUUGCGGUUUGUAGUACUUUGGUGGUGUAGAUUGCUUGAGAGACGAGCGAAAUUCUACAACCGCUGAUUGCGGCGCGUUCUGAUAACCAACCCAGUGUAUCAGCUCCUUUUCACUCUUUAUUUCUUUAACGACACUCAUUCCCAGUCGAUUGCAAUACCACUCAAUAAGUCCGGCAACAGCCGAUGCAUCCACAUGAAGUCGAGGAAAUGCCAACUUCAUUACGAUUUUGGAGGUAAGAGAAGUUUUCAAAAGUUGUCAAACCGAUGGAGGCUUCCUUGUUGCACUUCUACUGACCGCUGAGGGACUUGGACCAAACCUACGGGCCACAGGUUAACCAAGCUCUAUGCGCUCGCGUUUCGUCGUUCCUGACGCCACUGUUCUAAUUUUCGACGGACCAACGGACUGGCCUCAUAAACGCUCUACCUGAACACUGUACGUUUUUCAGGGUUCUGUGGCUAAACAUUCGAGCCCCGCUUUGCGGACAUUUGAUCCGCUUAAUACGAAUGCUUCGUUUUUACGGGACAGCUUUGUUUGUCCCUGCACAAAGCCGUUACAUUUUAACACCCAUAAUAGUUAUACGAACACCCGUAAUGCGGACAAAGGUUACUUUUUUCUACUCCAACAGCCAUAAGCUCCUGACUCCAAUCAAUAGAUUCUCAGACGGGAGGAAGUUAACCUCGAUAAUAUGACAGUUUGUUAUCAACCGUGUGCUGUAUUAAUCCUUGCCUUUGCUGAAGUUGUCCUCGUAUAUCAGCAUUUCGAUGUUUACAGCGCUACGUUAGACGGGAUAAAAUGAAGUAGAGACGUCAAUUUCUGAAUUUUUAAAGUAAUAAAUGAGUUUAAUACACAGAGAACUGUUUUUGAUUAAGUAAAGAGUGCAAAUAAAAAAGGACGUAGUCUGCGUUGAGACUAGACUACGAGUAGUCCCCCCCAUUUUUCCUCAGGGAUAGUAGAGCGAGCGAAACGCGAGCGCGCGUGAAAAUCACCCCACACGAGAAAAGGCGACACACGUGUCGCCAUUCUCUCGCGUGGGUGAUUUUCACGCGCGCUCGCGUUUCGGUCGCUCUACUAUCCCUGAGGAAAAAUCGGGGACUACUCGUAGUCUACGUUGGAACUAGUAAUAGCAAUUGUAGUGUACAUCCGGAACUUAACUUCCCUAGCGCGGGAAGUCUGGAGUCAUGUGACUUGACGGAGCCAUUUUGUUUAAGUAUAGCGGUGAUGAGCUAAGUAGUGCUCGUGUUUACUAGACUACAGGCCUGUAUAUGGCCUCGUUGGCCCGUUAGAAAUACUUCAGCAAUGUUGUGAUUUUAAAGUGUAAGGGCUUUGUUCAGGAACAAAGAAAGCUGUCCGUUAUAACGAAGCGUUCAAUAAAGCGGAUGUCCGCAAAGCGGGGCUCGAAUGUAUAACCACAUGACCCUGUAAAACGUACCGAGAUAAGAGCUUGGUAUGCCUGUGGCCAAGCAUGGUUGGUCCCAUUUAGAUUUAGUAGACACCCACGGAGCUAAUCAUGUUCUAGUGCAUUAGAAAUAGGGUGGGAAAUCGUCCAGUCAACACCUGCUUAUCUUUCCAUUAUUUAUUAGACCAUUGUCUACAUGCAAAGUAACAAUUUUGUUUUAUUUUCCAUCUUAUUCUAAGAUUUAUUUGCGGUUUACUAAGUUCAGUUGUGAAAGGGUUCACUGCUCUGAUGUAAAAACAUUGGCAUAGAGGCCGUGAAAUAAUUGAAAUUUGUGAACUUAUGUUGAAUAAUGGAUGAUAUUUUUUUUUAAAAUCUACCCUAUUUUUCAUAUCAAAAAGUUUCAUAGCGAGUCUGAGAUAGCCUGGCGACAAUGGCCUAUCGUGCUAGGCCCUAAUAUUUUGAAACAAAGUUACUAAAGAUCAUUAUAAUCUUUUAACACUAAUUUAUGCCAAAUUUUGUUUACCACGAACGGUGUAAGAAUCUAAAGACGAUAUUAAUGAGAGCACAGUUAACGCUAGAAAAUCUACAUCUUCAAUAGAUCUGGAAUUGUCUCUGUGUGUGCAUAUGUAUGUGUUAGUAUAGGUAAUAGCAUGAUUUGUAGUGAUAUUUGGCAUAAAUACCACGAGUGAUAUUUCAAAAUUUUUACAACUUAUUUCAUGAGCCGUUAGGCGGGUGAAAUUUGAGACAAUUUUGAAAUAUCACAAGUAGUAUUUAUGCCAAAUAUCACGUACAAAUCAUGCUAUUACUUGUUUAUACUACUACCCGCAAAAGGUUUGUAAUUUUCACACGUGGGUAUUUCAAAUUAAGCUGCAAUACCACUGCUCUAAGCCAAUCAAAUUACAGAAAUUUCUGAUGUAGUAGUAUAAACUGUGAAGUAUCAGUAAAAUGUUUCCAGUGAUUAUUAAACUAUCUCAUUAACACAAAGAAUUUAUCUAAGUUUUGAAGUUUAUGUUAAAAUGCGACAGGUGAUAUGGAACUGUUUACCGGUAUACUAUAACUUACAUCCCCGUUGUAGCUUAACCGCACUUAAUACACUCGACUUUUCAGGAGACUUGCGAUCUGCGAACAAGGGAGCGAUCAUGGGAGUUGUUCUUCACUACAGUAUUUUCUUUAUUCUGUAUAUGCAUUCUUUAAGAAUUUGCUUCAGCUGUUUGGAUGGUAAGUUCUUCUCUUUCCGCCUUGUUGUUUCAAUCAUAUUUGGCUUGCUAUUUUCAAAAUUGAGCGACAAAAUAGUGAGAAACACAUUUAUCUCUUGAAACAAGAUAAAAAAAAAAAUAUUAAUUAGACCGACUUUAAAAAUUGGAAACAAGAGUAGCUGCAAAAUUUUCUUCUCUAAUAUACUGCCUAUAAAUAUGACUUUUAGUACGGCUUAUGGUUAAUUUCUUUAGCUGUGUUGUCUAUUCAGUACCUGAGGUUUGCUAAUUUUGUUCAAUUACAAAGUUGACAGCGCACUCAAUGUACAACAUGGAAACGUAUUUAAAAGUUAAAUAACAGGAGAUAAGUGCAAGAUAAUGUUUUUUAAGAAAUAUAAAAUUGAGUUUCCAUAUUGUCACUAUGGUUUAAUACUCGGAUUAUAAACUCGUUCAUAAGAAGGAAGUUUCCAGGAAACAAAGAAUUCUGUUUUUUGCUUGAUUAGGGGAAAAUAUUUUCACAAUAAAUACGACAGAUUACCACUAUUCAAGACGGGUUGGAAUACCAUCUUCCUUUUCCUUUUUUCAGCCUUUUGUUUGGCUUUUACAAAAAAAAAUUAUCGUAUAUAUUUUCCUAAAAAAGGGAGUUUUCUUGUUAGAGCUCCACUAAUUGACAGAAAGUGGGCCUAGAGAACUAACUUAAAUUCCAGCUCUUUUUUCUCAUUAUUUGAUAUACUAUGCUGUUUUAAGCCAGUUUGAUGCGAUUCCAAAUAACCCCAGCAAGUUUAAUUAACAUGCAUGGUAGUUUCAUGAUUAAAUGUCAGAUAAAACGUAGCUGCAAGAGUAAGGAAAUACAACCGAAAAUAUAAGUUAUUACGUUCCAUGAACUUCAAUCUUGUUUAUAAAGGACAGUUGCUUUUAAUCAAAGCUCUUUUUGCCCCCAGAAAAGUCAGAAUUGGCCACCUUAUGGGCUCCUGGAAUUGCUAAAUGCAAUUUUUUUCUUUUUGCAAUUCAGGUAAUUGCCGCCUACUGGCGUUUCCGAGUUAUUUCCUAAUUGCUGACAAAUGUUUGGAGGGCCACGCGAUCUUAAUUGUCCAAUAUGUCCCGGAUAUGGGUCUCUGUGAACUGCUUUGUUACAACGAACCAAACUGCGUCAGUGUUAAUUAUGAAAUACAAAGACAAAAACGAUGUGAACUGAACAAUUCAACACAUCGAGCGCGCGAUGCAGACUUUAAAGAGAGGGAAGGCUGCUUAUAUCAUGGCGCAAUUGUAAGUUUUUUGUCUUCUCUUUUCUUCUUUUUUUUUCUUUUAUGAUCUGCUUUCAUCAUCUUCAAGGCGAUCAUUAUCUCAUCAUAGUCAUCUUCAUCACAAGAGACGUCAUCUUCGUCAUUAGGAGUGAACGUCUCUUAAAAAAGUUAACUCAAGCUGUUUCAAAAGUCAUCACUCUUUUUCCAUGUCGCGAUUUGAGGUGAAUGUUGGUGAAUUUUUCGGGUGCUAAAUUCUAAAGGACAGUAUCUAAGUUAAAGACAAGGGAAAAAAAAUAGAAAUCGUUGUCCAGAAACGUGACAUUAGGCAGGUGAUGAAACGACACCAACGAAAUAUACAAUUAAGCUUAAUCCACGUGGAAAGUUGUUUGUUUUGAAAUUUGGUAAACUAAACCUAUUUGCUUUUUCGACGUUUUCGUUGUCUUCGACGUCAUCGUUGUUUAAGCUCCCUAUUAUCAUCAUCAUCUUUGUAAUAAUUAUCAUUGUCAUCAUCGUCAUAGUCAUCCCUUAGUUUAUAGUUGACGCUCGAUCAUGAAGGUUUGGAGUAACUUCUGUUGCAAAUCAGACAUGAUUUUUGUUCUUUAAAGAGUGCUUGUGAUAAUCCCCGUUGCCAUAACAACGGUACCUGUCAGUCUGGAUUCACAGAGAAAAAAUAUCGGUGUUUAUGUCCUUUUGGUUUCACUGGUGAACACUGUGAGAAUGGUAAGUUGUUCUUGAAAGUUUCUUUUAAAGCAACUGAUUAAAUCAAAGGAUUUUAAAUCGUAAUAAAGAUAAUUUGAGCCGUCCAUGUCAUUUCGCACGGCAGUGUAUGAAACGAGCGGUUUUUUUACGGUUUUGUUAUCCUGUGAGUUUAAAUUAGCCUUCUUUAAAUGUCGCAAACUUUCAAGUACUAUUUUCCACGAAAUUUUUGCAUUACGUUUUCGUAAUCUUGUGUGUGUUUCUUGGUUAUUUGAGUUGCGUGUUAGGGCUUCUUGUCAAGAAGUAGCAGUUGGUAAAAGAAAGCUAAUCUUCAAUUCAAAGUAGACAGACUGCAAAUUAUCUUAGUUGCUAAAAAAUAUAUAUCUACGUGUCGCAACUGUUCAUCAGUAGGAUGCCUAAAAUGCGUGCAAUUCCACAAUUGGUUUCGGCUCCAUUAAAUAGCAUCUCAACUGUAAAAGAAGAAAACCUGAUAUGGCCUGAGCCUGAGUAAUACCUCUACGCUCUUUGCUAGGAAGUUCAUUUUAUUGAGCUCGCGAGGGGGCGGGAAGACUUCAAUGAAAAAUGCUCGUCUGAAAUUAGUAUUAAAACCCCUACAGGACACUAAUCAGGGCGCGGCCUUUUGCUCUUAGCUGUAAUUGACCCCUUAAGAAUACCAUGGAUCAUGAAAGUAUGACGGCAUUUGUUUUUUUUAUAUAUGGGCAUUUCUUGAGGAAAAAACCCAAACUCAUCCUCUUUAGCCCUCAGCAAUACCUUAAUGGGUAAAACAUUGAAUUUCCACCCUGCAUACCCUACGUGUGACCACUCUAGCUGCCAAGUCCAAUGCGAGCCGAUGAAAUCGGGUUGUACAUAUUUUUUGAUAACUUACCGUGAGCAGCUAAGGGAGAGUUUUAACCAAAUAAAACUUUGCGAGGGAACAUAAGUGACAUACAAAGAUCAAGAAUGUCAAAUGUCGAAACUGUGGGUCCAACCAUUAUGGGCUCUUGCCAUAAUCUUUUACUGAAUAUUGUCAAAAGUCUUAAUUUUUUCAUAACUAAUUAAGUUCAUGGGCGAAAGUGAAAAAAAAAACAACAACAACAACAAAAACAACGACAACAAAAAGCAAAUUAAACAAUAAGUCAAUGUCUUAACAGACAGAGGAAAAUCUAGCUUUUUUUUGGAUUCAACACCGAUUUUGUGACUUGCUACUUAUACUGUUACUACCUUCUAGUAACUUCUUCUCUUGAUUUCACUGUAGAUGUAAACGGUGGAAAGUCUAAAACACAAAUGCGAAACACGUUUGUUUCUAUUAUUGAUCAAUAUGAUUUCAGACAUCAAUGAGUGCAAAGAAGGAACCCACAAUUGCAAUUCUAAUGCGAUUUGUAAUAACACCAAAGGAUCCUACAACUGCACAUGUAAACCAGGAUAUGAAGGGGACGGAAAUCAUUGCACAGGUGAUGUUAUUCGUAAUUUAGUCAUUUUGCGUGCCAUCGAAGGCAUUGCCGUUUUUAUUUUUCCGUAGUAAAAUGAUUAUUACUGAUUAUUACUUGUCAGGUAGUUGACCAUGUUACCUCAGUCAAAAUUUUACGCGGAAUGUUUUAUAACACUUGGUACAAUGUACCUUGUAUUUUCAAUGUUUUGUCAAUCUCCUCCUGCAAGAAUCUUCAUUUUUAAAGGAGGUGAGAUUUCAUGGAAGAAGAAGAAGAAGAAGAAGAAGAAGAAGAAGAAGAAGAAGAACAUCAAUGACCGGCAUCAGAAACUUUGCUUUUUUCCUCAUGUAUUUCUUUUCAUCACAAACUCAGGUUGCCAUGCAUUGUUUAAUAUGAUUUCAGACAUCAAUGAGUGUAAUGCGGGAUCUCACAAUUGCAGUUCUAAUGCGUUUUGUAAUAACACCAAAGGAUCCUACAGCUGCUCUUGUAAGCCUGGAUAUACGGGAGAUGGAUGGACCUGUACAGGUAAAUGAUGGUUUUGGUGAAUGAAGAAAGGUUUCGUGACAAAGUCAUGUUGUGAUGGUUGGAGUAAAGUUGUUCAGUUUUGUUUUUCUGGUCUCAGUUCUUUUAUUUCUUGUGAAACUUGCCGUUUCUCAAUGUCCGUAGACUUUUAAAAAUAACUAAGUAGGUUCACACUCGCUGAGACGGCUUUAGUUAAGUAGUAGGGUUGGUGGUGGAAAACUCUCGAUUCAACUUUCAAUGCAUUAAGGAGACCCACGAAAUAAAAAGAAGGCAAAAGUUAUGGUAAGGCAACCUUAAUUUUCAAAAAAAUUCAACGUGGUGUCGAUAACAAUAUUUUUUUUUACUUACUUCUAAUACUAUUACUACCUUCUGACUAGCAGCCUUCUCUCUUGAUUUCACUGUAGAUAUUAACCUGGGAAUGUCUAAAACACGCGAAUGCGAACUAAGUUUGUAGCUAUUAUUGAUCAAUUUAAUUUCAGACAUCAAUGAGUGCAAAGAUGGAACCCACAAUUGCAGUUCUAAUGCGGUUUGUAACAACACCAAAGGAUCCUAUAACUGCACAUGUAAACCAGGAUAUGAAGGAGACGGGGAUAAUUGCACAGGUAAUUUACUUCGUAACUUCCUCAUUUUGCAUACCAUCGAAAGCAUUGCUGUUUUUAUUUUUCAAUGAUAAGAUGCUCUUUAUAGCAAUUCUUUGCUAGAUAGUAGACCAUAUUACCUUCAAAUUUUAAGCGGAAAGUUUAAUGCUUAGCACCUUGUAUUAUGUUAAUGGCGGCAUCAGAAACUUUGCUUUUUUUCUCUCACGCAUUUCUUUUACAACUUUCUUCUCAGUACUGGCCUCACUUUUUAGAAAGCUGAGAGGAAUUCACUCUGCAAACUAAGCUUAUCUUCAUUGCUCUGUAUGAUUUCAGACAUCGAUGAGUGUGAAGGAGGAACUCACAAUUGCAGUUCUAAUGCGGUUUGUAACAACACCAAAGGAUCCUAUAACUGCACAUGUAAAUCUGGAUAUGAAGGGGACGAAAAUAAUUGCACAGGUGAUAUUUUUCGGAGUGUAGCUAAAUGUCGUGGGUCGUGGGUAGUGGGUAGAGGUCGUGGGUGUCGGUGUGGGUAAAUGUCGUGGGUAAAAAAAAAAUUCCAAAGAAAAAAGGAAAACUAAAAAAUUAAUGAAACGAAAAUCUCCGCGUACAUGUCAGUCCCCUUUCCCGCGUUAGCAAAGCAAAUAAGCGAAUCCUUUAGGACAAACGGAACUGACUAAAAUAAAAGAAACUCUGUACACUAUGUAAACCUGAAGCAAGCUAUAGAAAACUGGAGACUGAACUGCUUUUUCUCAAAAAAGUUAACAUUCGUGACUGAAACGUCCUUUCAGUUAAAAGAAUGAUAUUUAGAGUCGUUAUAGCAAAGAUUUUGUACACAAGACAAAAAAAAAAAGAAUCAAGAAAAUUAUAUGUAGGUACGGCAAUGCAAUAAAAUUUACAUGCAGUCUCGCCUUAACUUGAAAGGUUGAGCACGAAGGUGGUUCCUUCGUAAGCUAUUAGCUAGCCUAAAACUUCUUUAGGAAAGACGUCUAUCCAAAAAUAUGAAAUACCUCAAAAUUGUCCUUUUUCCUUCACCUUUCCCACUGUAAUCGCAUUUAUUCGUGUUAAAAAAUCUCCGCUGAUCACUGGAAUUGUAGAUCGAAUAAAGAUUAAUAGUGAGCAGCUAUUUCCAUUCAAUUCAGCGAGUCAAAGCUGUCGAUCCCAUACUUUCUGCAAAUUGCACGUAUAAUUUACGUCUGUUUCGUUUAUUUCGCGGCGAUAGCUCAGGUGUGGAUAAAUCUUCAUCGGCAACAUGUAAUGUCUUUUGUCAAGAGCCAUAAUAUGGCUCUUGCUUUUGUACAGAGAUGGUAUGAGAGGGGUGCCAAGUCCCACGUGGCUAAGGAAAUAUCUGGAAGAGGACGAAGAAGAAGCCGUGACGAAAAGGGCAAUCAAGGAGUUGGAGAUUUUUGUUUCAUAAAUAUUUAACAACUUUAUUCUAUUUAUUUCUUUUUUUCAAUUUCUUUUAGUUUAUUAUUACUUUUUUUCUAUACUUUUUCUACCCACGACAUUUACCCACACCCACACCCACACCCACACCCACCCACGACAUUUGGCUACACUCUAUUUUUCGUACUUUAGUCAUUGUGAAUGCCAUCGAAAGCAUUUUUUCAUGAUAAGAUGCUCUUUAUAGCAAUUCUUUGCUAGAUAGUAGACCAUAUUACCUCAAAAUUUUAAGUGGACAGGUUAAUGCUUAGUACCUUGUAUUUUAAAUGUUUUGUCUCCUAACAUGGCCGGCAUCAGAAACUUUGUUUUUUUGUUUUUUCUCAUGCAUUUCUUUAACAACUUUCUUCUCAGUGCUGGCCUCACUCUUUAGAAAGCUGAGAGGAAUUCACUCUGCAAACUAAGCCAAUCUCUAUUGUUCUAUAUGAUUUCAGACUUUAAUGAGUGUGAAGUAAGAACUCACAAUUGCAGUUCUAAUGCGGUUUGUCACAACAUCAACGGAUCCUACAAUUGCACAUGUAAACCUGGGUACUUGGGAGACGGAUGGAACUGUACAGGUGAUGAAUACAUAAAGGACGUUUUGGUUAAUGGGGGAAGUAUCUUGACAAAUUCGAGUUUUAUUCAUGAAAGCUUAUAGCAAAUUUGGAAGUAAUGACCUACUUUGGAAAUGACGCAAUACGAUCUUAACGUAAUACUAACAAUUAUUGGCCAUAAGAAAAAGAGAAUGAAAUUUCUGGUCACGAUUAUGAUAUCUUGGGAGACAAAUUCAUACACUUAAUUAGUGAAUAAGAUAGACGGUUAUUCAAAAAUCGGUUGCGGGUCUUUAACGAACAAAUAAGACGAUGCAUGGACAAUAAAAGGGUCUUACCUUUACUUUUGCAAGAAAGAAUAUUUUACCUCCAGAAUAAGUAGAUUUUAAUUUUUCAUCGAUUGGGCAUUCAGUUAUUUACAUGUAAUAUAAAACCUGUUUGAGAUAUCGAUGAGUGUGUAGUAGAUACACACCACAAUUGCAGUUCUAAUGCAUUUUGCAAUAACACUCACGGAUCCUUCAAUUGUACAUGUAAACCUGGAUUUACAGGAGAUGGAGAAAACUGCACAGGUAGUAUUCUCAGUGGUACGUGUGUUCUCGUAGGGCAGCAGAAACUUUAUCUCUAAUCUCUUUCAUUCUCUUCCCCAGUUACAACUUUCUUCUUAUGGCAAUGCAACGACAGAGGUGGAUGCAGGGGAGGUGGUUUGGAAGGCUAGCCACCUCCCCUUUUUUAGCCGACUUACUUGUUUAUUAGAACAGUUCAAUUAGCACUUUAUUCCCGUGUUAUGCUCGGUAUCGUGUACAGCCAGGAAGAGAACAAGUUUUUUGUAAAUGUAAUCAUUUCUAUAUUUUGUGGCGUUGUAUGAAUUUGCGGUGUUGCAGGUUGCUAUUCCUCCUUACUCAAUUAAAACGUUUUAGGGACGCCAUAUACUAGGACAAGUUACCCUUAUCACCCACUCCCUCUUAUCUCUUAAAAUCCUGGAUCCGCCCAACUGAACGAACGCCCAGUAACAGGUAAGAGGAGUCACAUUUCAAACUAAGCUCAUUAUUUGUGCUGUCCAAUAAUGCAAUAUUACAGACAUCAACGAGUGUGAAGCAGACACUUACGUGUGCGGUUCUGAUGCCAUUUGUAACAACACCCACGGAUCCUUCAAUUGCACAUGUAAAUUUGGAUAUAGAGAAGAUGGAAAUAACUGCACAGGUAAUAUUCAUUUUAGUGUCUGGUCUGCUCGCAUGGCAUCAAAAGCUUUGUGUUUGUUUCAGUGUUUGUUUGUUUGAUUUUUCCUCUUUUGUUUUCUUAACAACUUACUUCGUCUGUAGCUUUAAAACGAGCGUCAGUCGGUUUACCGUUGUCUAGUCAGCUGAUAGGAAUCCACCGUGCAAACUUAGUUUAUUGUCAUUGAUGUUCAACUAUGAUUUCAGACAUCAUUGAGUGCAAAGAAGGAAACCACAAUUGCGGUUCUAAUGCGGUUUGUAAUAACACCAAAGGAUCCUACAACUGCACAUGUAAACCAGGAUAUGAAGGGGACGGAAAUAAUUGCACAGGUAAUUUCUUUCUUAACUUGGUCAUUUUGCAUGCCUUCGAAAGCAUUGCUGUUUUAUUGUUUUUAUGAUAAUAUGUUCUUUAUAGAAACCAUUUGUUAGAUACAGUUGAACAUCUCCACAACGGCCACCUAAUUGGGGACAGAAGAAAGCGGCGGUUGAGGAGAGGUGACCUUUAGUAGAGGUUCUACUGUAUUACCUCAAAAGGUAAGAAAAUUUAAAACGCAUUAACGUACUAGUAUACAGUGGAUGUAUACCUUUCUAUUUAGUGUACUGGCCGGCAUCAGAAACUUGAUUUUCUUUGUUUUUUCGUGUUUAUUUUUUCUCAUGUAUUUCUUUUGCACCUUUCUCCUCAGUUCAAGAUUACACUUUGUAUAGAACGUUGAGAGGAAUCCACAUUGCAAAGUUAACUUUUGCUAUUGAUCAAUAUCAUUUCAGACAUCGAUGAGUGUAAAGCAGCAGAAGCCUACAAUUGCAGUUUUAAAGCGGUUUGUGAUAAAACCGAGGGCGCAUACAACUGCACGUGUAAACCUGGGUACUUGGGAGACGGAUGGAACUGUACAGGUGACUGAUUAUUAUAUGAAGGAAUUUUUAGUGAUUGGGACAGUCUUGCUCAACGUAAGUCUUAUUGCGAGGGCUUGAGCAAAGUUAAACCUUAAGAAAAGUUGGAGGUAAACCCUCUUUGGAGAUACAAUCGGUUUUAUCGAUUAAGGAAGGAAUAUAUUGCAAAUUGCCUUCUCUCAUCGACCUCAUCGUCCCGUCAUUGGGGAGCGGGUUGGCAAAGAUUGUUUCUUGCUAUAAAGAGCUAGUUUGCCUUCGCCAACGUUAUUAAUUAUGUACGACUUACAGGCCAACAAUCAUUAAAGCGGAAGCGGAAAAAUUUAUUGUCUGUAAUGGAAAAUGAAAGCCGCAGGAAAUAGAUCAACUCUCAUAUCUACGCUACGGCAACAUAAACCAACCACUGAAAACAUUUCUUAGUUAUUAGUCAACCAAUAAAAAACCAAGACGACCCAAAAAUAACUAAACAACAUGUCAAACUGGUGGUGGUGGUGAAAAACUCUCAAUUCAACCUUUAAUGCAUAGUUGACAAUGCAAUAUUAAGUACCCUGCGAGCAGAGGCUACAUUUUCGCUGUGUGAGCUGUCGUGCGAAAACUAGCCUCUGCCGACAACCGUUCAAUUUUCUAUCGUGCAUGCGCGAAAUUCGUCGCGCGAUUCGCAAGCAAAAUUAAUCGUCGGGUCUGUCGUCAAAGGGCGCUAGUUUCGCGGGAAUGAAAAAAAUACGACAACUCUGAUCUGCUACGCAAGACUCACACAAUGCUCUAAACCGGUCAAAAACAGGAAAAAACCGUUUUUUAAAAUUUAUUCGUACAGAUUUCUGGACGGAUUUGAACGGUUGUCGGCAGAGGCUCCUCUCAGACAGCGAAAAUGUAGCCUCUGCUCGCAGGGUAAUUUUUAAGGAGACCCACGAAAUAAAACGAAGGCAUAUUAAGUUAUGGUAAGGUAAUCUUAAUUUUCUCUUAAGUUAUUUAUUGAUCAAAGCAAAAAAAAUUCAACGUGGUGUCGAUAACAAUGUUUUUGACUUACUUCUAAAACUGUCACUACCUUCUAGCAGCCUACUAACUUGAUUUUAAAGUAUAUAGUAACUGGGGAAAGUCUAAAACACAAGAAUGCGAAAUAAGUUUGUUGCUGUUAUUGAUCAAUAUAAUUUCAGAUAUCAAUGAGUGUAAAGGACUCAAAACCCACAAUUGCAGUUCUAAUGCGGUUUGUAACAACACCAAAGGAUCCUACAACUGCACGUGUAAACCUGGGUACCUGGGAGACGGAUGGAACUGUACAGGUGAUGCCUAUCCAACUGCAUGAACUCGAAAUAUUUUAGUGAUUGAGUGAAGUGCCAAAUUAGAGUUUUAUUUACAAAAGCUUAAAUAAGGAAAGUUGAAGGUACACCUACUUUGAGAAUGAUGCAAUAGGAUCUUCACGCUAUAUUAACAAUUUCUAGUCUUGAGUGAAAAAAUAAAGAGAUUUGAGUUCGCGACUAUGGUAUCUUGAGUUGCUAGACCAGACGGUUAUUAAAUAUAAUGCACCGUAAUUUUUAGGGAGUUAUUAUAACUCCAAAAAUGGAGUAAAAAUUUUAGGUACAGGAUAACCCCUUUUUUGGGGUUAUUUUAACUCCUAAUUUAACUCCGAAUUUGGGGUCAUUUUUACUCCUGAAAAAGAGUUCUUUUUACUCCCAGUCUUGGAGUUAAAACUACUCCGAAAUGGGGUUACUUGUACUCCUUACAGGGGUUGUUUUUACUCUUUUUGGAGUUAAUUUAACUCUGAAAGUGGAGUAAAAAUUUUAGGUACAGGAUAACUCCUUUUUUGGGGUUAUUUUAACCCCUCAAUAUCUGGGGUCACUUUUACUCCUGAAAAAGAGUUCUUUAAACUCCUUUUUGGAGUUAAAAUAACUCCACAAAAAAUAACUCCACUGUCAGGAGUUAACUUAGCCCCACUAGAGGAGUUAUUAUAACUCCCUGAAAAUUACAGUGUGGAGGCUGAGUUAUCCAAAAAUCGAGUGCGGUUCUAGUCAUUAAAACAAACAAAUGCGACGAAAACGCAAAAUACAGAAACGACAAACGGGUCUUACGCUUGCAUUUGUAAGAAAGAUAAAGAAAUAUCAAUUUUUCAUCAUUGAGCAUUCAGUUAUUUACAUGUGAUAUAAAACUUAUUCAGAUAUUGAUGAGUGUGUGGCAGGUUUACACAAUUGCAGUUCUGGUGCAUUUUGUAAUAACACCCACGGAUCCUUCAAUUGCACGUGUACACCAGGAUAUACAGGAGAUGGACAAAAAUGCACAGGUAAUAUUUUUAUUAGCGUUUGGUCUGCUUGCAUGGCAACAAAAUUUUUUGGUUGUUUGUUUGUUGGUUUUUUUCUUCUUUACUCCCUUAACAACUUACUUCACAAUUUUUUAACUAUAAAAGAACGCCAAGACAGCUUAUAGGAAUUCACAGUGCCAACUUUAAUAAUAGCUUUAAAGGGACUGUGACACGCUUCUGCGCAUGUGCGGCAACUUGAUUUCUGUUCCGGCGAACAGUUUUUCAAGAUUGGCGUUUUGGUGAAGAAAUCCUCUUCCAUCGACCCAAAGACGCCCGAGAAAGCCAUAAAAUCAGUGUUCAAGAGCUAUUUGGUCCAUUUGGGAAGUUUUAAACGCCAUAUUUUGUAUUUUUGUGCAAGUAUUGUCGAGAAAAUUCGAAGUCAUUGAGGAGAACCGUACGAAGCCCUGUUCGUUGUUGUCAGUGUUCCUAUAAACGGAUCAAAUGUGGCCUUUAAUGUGGUCAUCUGGCUUUCAUUUCUGUCUAUUAAUGUUCUCCAGUCAAGGAUCUACCUUUGACGGAUAUUUUUUAAACGAUAAAUAUGUAAAGAGAGUUAAAAAGGGUUCCCUCGAUACAGCCGUGGACUGCUAAUGGGACGCAGCGCGGUGAGUGAAGCUGAUCUGCGACAUGACUUCCGAUUGUCUGUAAUAAUUUAAUUUAUCGAGUGUCCGGAACCCAGCAAUCUUUUGUUGUACAGGAAGUCCUGUGAGGUUUGAGGAAACAAUCCAUUUUGUCACAAUCCAGUUUGUCACAACAUCAAAGGAUCCUACAACUGCACAUGUAAACCUGGGUACUUGGGAGACGGAUGGAACUGUACAGGUGGUGAAUACACAAAUAGGUAGAGAACGUUUUGGUUAAUGGGGGAAGUAUCUUGACAAAUGCGAGUUUUGUUCAUGAAAGCUUAAAGCAAAUUUGGAAGUAAUGACCCACUUUGGAAAUGACGCAAUACGAUCUUAACGUUAUACUAACAAUUAUUUGUUAUAAGAAAAAAUAGAAUGAAAUUUUAGGUCACCGUUAUGGUACCUUGGGAGACAAAUCCUUACUCUUAGAGAAUAAAAUGGACGGUUAUCCAAAAAUCGGUUGCGGGUCUAUAACAAACAAAUAAGACGACGCAGGGACAAUAAAAGGGUCUUACCUUUGCUUUUUCAAGAAAGAAUAUUUGACCUCCAGAAUAAGUAGAUUUGAAUUUUUCAGCGAUUGGGCAUUCAGUUAUUCACAUGUAAUUUAAAACCUAUUUCAGAUAUCGAUGAGUGUCUAGUAGAUACACACCACAAUUGCAGUUCUGAUGCAUUUUGCAAUAACACCCACGGAUCCUACAACUGCACAUGUAAACCUGGAUUUACAGGAGAUGGAGAAAAGUGCACAGGUAGUAUUUUAAGUAGUAUGUCUGUUCUCGUAUGGCAGCAGAAAUUUUAUCACUUGUCUUUAGUUAUCUCCUCCUGUUAUAACUUUCUUCUUAUAGCAAUGCAACGACAUAGGUGGAUGCAGGGGAGAUGGAUUGGAAGGCUAACCACCUCCCCUUUUUUAGCCGACUUACUUGUAUGUUAGAACAGUUUAAUUGGCACUUUUUUCCCGUGUCAUGCUGUAUAUCGUGUACAGCCAGAAAGAGAACAAGUUUCUUGUAAUGUAAUCAUUUCUAUAUUUUGUGGCGUGUAAGAAUUUGCGGUGUUAAAGGUUCCUGUUCAUCCUUCCUCGAUUGCAACGUUUUGGGGACGCGACAGGACAAAUUACCGGUAUCACCCACUCCCUCUUAGCUCAUAAAAUCCUGGAUCUGCCCAACUGAACUAACACCCAGUGACGGGUACGAAGAACCGCCUUCAGCGUAUUAAGCUAACUAUUUAUGGUGUUCAAUAAUGUAAUAUUACAGACAUCGACGAGUGUAAAGCAGACACUUACGUGUGCGGUUCUGAUGCCAUUUGUAACAACACCCAAGGAUCCUUCAAUUGCAUAUGUAAACCAGGAUAUGAAGGGGACGGAAAUAAUUGCACAGGUAAUUUCUUUCUUAACUUGGUCAUUUUGCAUGCCUUCGAAAGCAUUGCUGUUUUAUUGUUUCUAUGAUAAUAUGUUCUUUAUAUAGAAACCAUUUGUUAGAUACAGUUGAACAUCUCCUCAACGGCCACCUAAUUGGGGACAGAAGAAAGCGGCGGUUGAGGAGAGGUGACCUUUAGUAGAGGUUCGACUGUAUUACCUCAAAAGGUAAGAAAAUUUAAAACGCCUUAACGUACUAGUAUACAGUGGAUGUAUACCUUUCUAUUUAGUGCACUGGCCGGCAUCAGAAACUUGAUUUUCUUUGUUUUUUCGUGUUUCUUUUUUCUCAUGUAUUUCUUUUGCACCUUUCUGCUCAGUUCAAGAUUACACUUUGUAUUGAACGUUGAGAGGAAUCCACAUUGCAAAGUUAACUUUUGCUAUUGAUCAAUAUCAUUUCAGACAUCGAUGAGUGUAAAGCAGCAGAAACCCACAAUUGCAGUUUUAGAGCGUUCUGUAAUAACACCGAGGGCGCAUACAACUGCACGUGUAAACCUGGGUACUUGGGAGACGGAUGGAACUGUACAGGUGACUGAUUAUUAUAUGAAGGAAUUUUUAGUGAUUGGGACAGUAGCUUGCUCAACGUAAGUCUUAUUGCGAGGGCUUGAGCAAAGUUAAACCUUAAGAAAAGUUGGAGGUAAACCCUCUUUGGAGAUACAAUCGGUUUUAUUGAUUAAGGAAGGAAUAUAUUGCAAAUUGCCUUCUCUCAUCGACCUCAUCGUCCGGUCAUUGGGGAGCGGGUUGGCAAAGAUUGUUUCUUGCUAUAAAGAGCUAGUUUGCCUUCGCCAACGAUAUCAAAUAUGUACGACUUACACGCCAACAAUCAUUAAAGCGGAAGCAGAAAAAUUUAUUGCCUGUAAUGGAAAAUGAAAGCCGCAGGAAAUAGGUCAACUCUCAUAUCUACGCUACGGCAACAUAAACCAACCACUGAAAACAUUUCUUAGUUAUUAGUCAACCAAUAAAAAACCAAGACGACCCAAAAAUAACUAAACAACGUGUUAAACCGGUGGUGGUGGUGAAAAACUCUCAAUUCAACCUUUAAUGCAUAGUUGACGAUGCAAUAUUAAGUACCCUGCGAGCAGAGGCUGCAUUUUCGCUGUGUGACCUGUCGUGCGAAAAUUAGCCUCUGCCGAUAACCGUUCAGUUUUCUAUCGUGCAUGCUCGAAAUUCAUCGCGUGAUUAGCAAGCAAAAUUAAUCGUCGGGUCUGUCGUCAAAUGACGCGAGUUUCGCGGGAAUGAAAAAAAUGCGACAACUCUGAUCUGCUACGCAAGACUCACGCAAUGUUCUAAACGGGUCAAGAACAGGAAAAAACCCCUUUUUUUAAAAAUUUAUUCGUCCAGAUAUUCUGGGCGGAUUUGAACGGUUGUCGGCAGAGGCUACUAUCAGACAGCGAAAGUGAAGCCUCUGCUCGCAGGGUAAUUAUUAAGGAAACCCACGAAAUAAAACGAAGUCAAAAGUUAUGGUAAGGUAGUCUUAAUUUUCUCUUAACUUAUUUAUUAAUCAAAGCAAAACAAAUUCAACGUGGUGUCGAUAACAAUGUUUUUGACUUACUUCUAAAACUGUCACUACCUUCUAGCAGCGUACUAACUUGAUUUUACCGUAUAUAGUAACUGGGGAAUCGAUGGGAAAGUCUAAAACGCACGAAAGCGAAAUAAGUUUGUUGCUGUUAUUGAUCAAUAUAAUUUCAGAUAUCAAUGAGUGUAAAGGACUCAAAACCCACAAUUGCAGUUCUAAUGCGGUUUGUAACAACACCAAAGGAUCCUACAACUGCACGUGUAAACCUGGGUACCUGGGAGACGGAUGGAACUGUACAGGUGAUGCCUAUCCAAAUGCAUGAACACGGAAUAUUUUAGUGAUUGAGUGAAGUGCCAAAUUAGAGUUUUAUUUAUAAAAGCUUAAAUAAGGAAAGUUGGAGGUACACCUACUUUGAGAAUGAUGCAAUAGGAUCUUCACGCUAUAUUAACAAUUUCUAGUCUUGAGUGAAAAAAAAAAAAGAGAUUUCAGGUCGCGACUAUGGUAUCUUGAGUUGCUAGACCAGACGGUUAGUAAAUAUAAUGGAGGCUGAGUUAUCCAAAAAUCGAGUGCGGUUCUAUUAAUUAAAACAAACAAAUGCGACGAAAACGCAAAAUGCAGGAACGACAAACGGAUGUUACGCCUGCAUUUGCAAGAAAGAUAAAGAAAUGUCAAUUUUUCAUCCAUUGAGCAUUCAGUUAUUUACAUGUGAUAUAAAACUUAUUCAGAUAUCGAUGAGUGUGUGGCCGGUUUACACAAUUGCAGUUCUGAUGCAUUUUGUAAUAACACCCACGGAUCCUUCGAUUGCACAUGCAAACCGGGAUAUACAGGAGAUGGACAAAACUGCACAGGUAAUAUUUUUAUUAGCGUUUGGUCUGCUUGCAUGGCAUCAAAAUUUUUUGGUUGUUUGUUUGUUGACUUUUUUCUUCUUUACUCCCUUAACAACUUACUUCACAAUUUUUUAACUAUAAAAGAACGCCAAGACAGCUUAUAGGAAUUCACAGUGCCAACUUUAAUAAUAGCUUUAAAGGGACUGUGACACGCUUCUGCGCAUGUGCGGCAACUUGAUUUCUGUUCCGGCGAACAGUUUUUCAAGAUUGGCGUUUUGGUGAAGAAAUCCUCUUCCAUCGACCCAAAGACGCCCGAGAAAGCCAUAAAAUCAGUGUUCAAGAGCUAUUUGGUCCAUUUGGGAAGUUUUUUUUUUGUGCAAGUAUUGUCGAGAACAUUCGAAGUCAUUGAGGAGAACCGUACGAAGCCCUGUUCGUUGUUGUCAGUGUUCCUAUAAACGGAUCAAAUGUGGCCUUUAAUGUGGUCAUCUGGCUUUCAUUUCUGUCUAUUAAUGUUCUCCAGUCAAGGAUCUACCUUUGACGGAUAUUUUUUAAACGAUAAAUAUGUAAAGAGAGUUAAAAAGGGUUCCUUCGAUACAGCCGUGGACUGCUAAUGGGACGCAGCGCGGUGAGUGAAGCUGAUCUGCGACAUGACUUCCGAUUGUCUGCAAUAAUUUAAUUUAUCGAGUGUCCGGAACCCAGCAAUCUUUUGUUGUACAGGAAGUCUUGUGAGGUUUGAGGAAACAAUCCAUCGAACAUGAAACGUUUUAACAGGUAUUCGAUUUAUGACUCCGAUCCGUAGUUGUAUAGCAGAAAGUACUGACAACAGGCCGCGCGAUCUUUACUGAUGUAGUUCACUGGGAAUGUUCCUUGUAUCUUUUCUGUAUGAGCGUAGAUGUUUAACAAUUGAUCUUUUAAAAAUAAAUUGUUGCCUGAAUGUUCCGUUUAACAUCUGGUUUCUUUAUGUGUUGAAUCGAUAACGUUUGUUUUGCGGAACACCCGACGCAACGACUCGGAAGGAAUUUUUUUAUUUGCUGAUAAGCAAUUGAAAUUUAUGCCAUAGUGAUGGGCUCCUGUUUAUGCCUUUUUUUGCGUUGUUCUUUUAGAAUAAUCUUUAUACUUAUACGUUAUGUGGCUACUAUUGCAAUGAAAGCGUUUUAUGAUGAAGCGCUAAGAAAAACACUGCUACGAUUUUUAGCUGGUAUCAUUCGACUGAGCUACAGUGUUCAUACAGAAUGUUCAUCGCGCUAGCCGACCGUAUGGCAUGGCUUAUUUUAUUAUAGCGCAUUUAGCUGGCAUUUUAAGCAAAACGUUUGCCUCAUCCUAUACUGUGUGUUUUGAUCACCGGUCAGGAGCUAUUUGCAGGUAUUUCUAAGUUUAUAUAGGGUAAACAGAGAGAUCAGUAAGGUUUGUUUACAAAUUUUUUUUGUUUGCGGAUCGGAGACUGGUUUUCUAGUGUGGUUACGUAAAAAUACACGUAGGUAAAUGUUUGUUUGAAAGCAGGACAGGGUUUUUAACCCGGGGGGGUACUGACAUAUAUGGGCUAUAUAGGUAUGUGCCGCUGUGAAGGGUAUGAUUUUCAAGCAAUUUACUCUAGAACAGGGUAUAUAAAUCAGAACGUUUGGGUCUAGAAUAAGGUAUCAUUUUUCUGGGAACUGAUCAGUUGGUUGAAGAUUUUAUGUAGACUAGGGAAACAGCUACUCUAGGAUAGGGGGAUUUCGGGAGUUUACUCUAGUAUAGGGUAGAAAAACUUAGCUGAACUAGCUCUGGUAUAGGUUAAGGGUUCCAGGGUCCCAACGGCACAUCCCCACCCAGAAAUUCUUAAAGUACCCCCGGGGGUCGUUAAUCUUAUUCUUAUCAGCUGCAUUUAUCUGAGGUAUACCAGAGACUAAAUAUAAAUUAUGGGGAUAUAUAAAAUCGAACAAAAACGUCCGGAAGACUCCCGCUUCGCGAACAAUGAAUCUUGAAUCAUGUAAAUUUCCUCGCAUGCAUCUUACUCACUUCCGAUUGGUUCAAAGACAAUCAGCUACUGUCACAGCUCACACAUGCACACUAUCGUGACACAGUCCCUUUAAUAUUGUUACUUUUUAGGCUAUCCAGAGUACUUUUAGAUCUGUAGAAAUGCAUUUUAAGCUGCGCUAUAAAAUUUGUAUCCGUUAGGUCAUCCUUGGGUAACUUGAGACUUUUGGAAAUUAUAAGGGCUUCUGAUCAGUAUUUUAGAUGUAAUUUAAAGCGUUACGAGAAUAAGAAUCCUCCCUCCAUCACAUAUUCGAAUCCGAAGAUUUUAGGUUUCCUUCUUCUACGAAAAAUAGCUUAACCUGGGGAGUGAAAUGCGGAAAAUUAAACUUCAGAAAAUCAUAGGGAAUUUAUAGAUAAGCUUCGAAAAUUGUAGUUGAAUGGAACGGUCAUCUAGAAAUAGCUUUCCUCAGAAAAUUCUAGGCGCGUUUUGCUUCUCCGAACAGAUAUUUCACAGAAAAUAGUCAUUGGGUACCCCUUUUUGUAAACUUGGAGUACAGUACAGAUCAAAUCAAUCGCACAGGCAACACCUUGGAAAGAAACCAGGGUGUUUAAUUUGAGUCAACUCGUUAAUGAAGUUACUCGUCCUGUAAGCUCUACUUGUCUUGACCACGUCUACACAAUGCAUCCGGACUUCAUUGCCGAUAUUUGUGUGCCUAACAUUUGUCUUGCGGACCAUCCACCGGUUUUUAUCAGAAGAAAAUACUGUAAAAAGCAGAGAGAUCAGUUUUACAGUACCAUCGAAUAUCGUGACUUAAUGAACUUGAAUACUAAUGAAUUACUAAAAGAUUAUCAGCGUUUGUGUUCGAUGAUAUAGACGAUGUUCCGAGUUUAAUAGGAACAAUGCUUAACGAUGUUCUAGAUCGGCAACUUCCACUCAAGUCUAAACGUGUAAAGGAACCCAACCAACCUGUCUGGAUGACAAAGGAAAUUCUACAUUCAAUGAAAACAAGGGACAAGUUAUUAAAAAAGGCGCGUAAUUCUAAUUUGCAUGAGGACUGGGCUCAGUACACGCAUGCAAAAGGUCAAACCACAACUUUCAUUAAAAAAGAAGAUUUUUUCGCGAGAAAAUUGACGAGAACAAAGGAAACCCGAAGGGUAUUUGCAAGGUCCUGAAAUCGUUAAGCGGGACAAGUAAACCUCAAGUUCGUAUUAAUGAAAUCGUUACAGAAAAUGGUGUUGUUGGCGAUCGAUGAAGCCUCCAUUGCAAAUGAACUUAAUAAGUACUUCGUUAACAUCUUAGAAAAAAUUUGCAAGGACAACAAAGCUGACGUAGAGUUUGACAACACCAAGCUGACAAACUUUAUCUGUUCAAGAUUAAAUGCAGACACGUUUUACAACAUUCCCUUGCUAACGCCUAAACAAACUACUGGCAUUGUAGAAAAAAUUUCCAGCAACAAGACAUCUGGGUACGAUGGCAUAAGUGUGCGAGUUCUCAAGAAAAUUGCACCCCGGUAUUUGUAAAUCCGUUAUGCAAAUUACUUAUCUUUCAAUAUCAACGAACAGUUUUCCUAACAAUUGGAAGGUUGCAAAGGUGACGCCAUGGCAUAAAGGAGGAGCACGCAAUGAUAUAAACAAUUACCGCCGAUGUCUGUUUUUCCUGUCUUCUCGAAGAUUCUCAAAAAGCACGUAGCAAGCUCCCUUUUUAAAUUUGUGCAAGAUAACUUGUUAUACGAGUUCCAAUCAGCUUUUAGGUAGGGACAUUCUACAGAAGCAGCCCUGAUCAGACUUACAGAUCAGAUAUUAACAAACAUGGACAACGACGAGUUGACCGGGUUUGGUGUCUAUAGAUUUUCGCAAAGCUUUUGAUGUAAUUGAUCAUGAUCUUCUUCUAAAAAAGUUGUGUCUAUCUACGGGGUUUGUCCCUUUUCCGUCGCUUGGUUUAAAUCGUACCUGUCUGAGAGAAAGCAGUUUAUUACUUUAGAGAAAGUUAAAUCUGAACAGUUGACCGUAAAGCAAGGUGUGCCCCAAGGGUCAAUUUUAGGUCCGGAGUUUUUCCUUUUGUUCGUCAACGAUAUGCCUCUUCGUGUUCACGGAUCAACUAUGGACAUUUAUGCAGAUGAUUCCACCUUGUCUUCAAGUUCAAAUUGGAAAACCAUUUCAUCACUAAACCAAACAUUAUCUGAUGACUGGCAGAGAUAG
This is a messenger RNA of Porites lobata, 52219 nucleotides long. NCBI's taxonomy places the organism in Eukaryota, Metazoa, Cnidaria, Anthozoa, Scleractinia, Poritidae. The record is from the annotation of a GenBank genome assembly.